This is a messenger RNA of Podarcis lilfordi (Lilford's wall lizard), 56222 nucleotides long. NCBI's taxonomy places the organism in Eukaryota, Metazoa, Chordata, Lepidosauria, Squamata, Lacertidae. The record is from the annotation of a GenBank genome assembly.
AGCUCAAACCCGGCCUCGCCGCGCCAUGUGUGUGGCGACCAGGCGCGCGGGCUGCUGCCACCCUAUUUAAACAGAGGCUAUGAGACCAGGAGGAGCAACGGAGGUCCACCGAGAUCACUCAGGAGGCAGAGAGACGGGGGACGGGGGAGGAGGGGGAGGAAGAAGAAGAAAGGGGAGAAGAAGGAGGAGGAGAUGCUCUUGGCGCCCCCGCCACCAUCGCAGCAUCAGGGAUAAGUCGCGGGAGAGUUGUAGUUGAGUUGCAAAACAUCCCCCCUUUUUAAAAAAGAAAAAGCAACACAUUCCCUGCUAGUCAUCAAGACGAGAGGGGGAGAGAGAGAAAAGACGAGGCGCUCCUUGUUGCUGGAUCCAUACAAACUUUGCAGGGUUUGCUUGGGGUUUUUUUCCCCUGGCGCGCGCUCUUCUCGCAUCUUUGGGUACGUAGUUCCCGUGCAUUCAGGAGUGCUUUCCCACCCCUCUCCGAGUUCUUUUUUUCCUUUUGCGUCGCAACCAUGCCGUCCUUUUUCUUCCUCGGCUGCUUUUCUUGCAGCCUGAUGGCUUGGUUGCUCCUCGCCGGCGGCAGCAGCAGCAGCAGCAGCCGCCCGGGCGUGCAGGAGGCGGAGGAGGAGGCAGAGGAGAAAGCGCUGCGGGUGCUGGUGCUUCUCCCCAAGGACAACGCGUACCUGUUUUCCCUGGCGCGGGUCAAGCCGGCCGUCGAGUACGCGGUGCGGCGCCUGGAGGCGAACGGGACGCUCCUGCCGGCGGGCUACAAGUUCCGGCUCUUCUACAACGACUCGGAUUGCGGCAACGGGGCGUUGUUCAGCCUGGUGGACAUGGUGGCUUUGAGCGGCCAGUGGCCGGACCUGCUGCUGGGCCCCGUGUGCGAGUACGCGGCCGCGCCCGUGGCGCGCCUGGCCUCGCACUGGAACCUGCCCAUGAUCUCGGCCGGCGCCUUGGCCGCCGGCUUCGGCACCAAGACGGGCGAGUACUCGCACCUGACCCGGGUGUCUCCGGGCUACGCCAAGAUGGGCGAGAUGUUCCUGGCGCUCUUCCGCCACCACAACUGGAACCGGGUGCUGCUGGUCUACCACGAAGACAAGGAGCAGCGCAGCUGCUUCUUCGCCGCCGAGGGCGUCCAUGUGGUCUUCCGCGACGCCGGCUUCCACCUGGACGACUUCGCCUUCGACGAGAGCGCCAAGUACGCCGAGGACGUGGUGCGCGCCAUCCAGGGCGGCGAGAAAGGUGAGGAUGCGCGCGGGAGCGACCUCCGGAGGGAGCUGCCCUUACCCGGAGCCCAACGAGGCUCCUCCGGCUGGGGGUGGGCGAGCGCAACGCCUGGACGAGAGGGCGCAAGGAGCAGCGCGCAACUCCGGAGGGGCGCCCUAGGGCCCUCGGGAAGGAUCCCGCCACGCUCCUCUUUACGCACUGCUUGGUGCAGCCACUUAGGGGAAAGCGGAGAAUUGGCCCGAGGCAGCCGCCCUUCCGGAGAAUCUGCGCCCCGCGAUGCGCGCUAGCAUGGUGGGAUGCAUUCAAAUAACGCCUUUGCGUUGUUCGGCAUCUCUGUCUGGCAACACCUCUUCACUAUUUCCAGCUUAGAGCUAUAUUCGCUUAAAAAAAAAAAUGGGGCAGGGGAGCGCAUCCAGACUAUCGCCGUUUCAGAGUGGGAUUCAGUCACAAACAGACACAUUUAGGUUCCCCGAUUAUUGUUGCUUGGGAGGGCCUGCGUAACAAACCCGCUUUCCCCAGAGAGCCGGCUUUUUGCGAUAUGGAAAGUGAAGGGGAAAGGCACUGGAAACUGGCUAGCACUUGUUUUGAGACAGUUAUCACACCUCUCUGCAAGCAAAAUCGGAAUGAAUGCUCAGUAAUCAUCUUAUUGUCCCGGGUUCAGUUUGACCUAUCCUCAUAAUGGCCCUCUGAUGUAGACUACUAUUAUUCCCAUUUUACAGAAGGGAAACAGAGGCCAACCUGCGUAGACCAGGGAUGUAACUUGAAUUGAGGUCUACCACAUUCCAGUCAAAUACACCCAGUUCCUGGGAGGAUUCAGCUACUCUUUCCAUUACACUCUCUGCUACAGCUUUAUUGCUCCUUUUCCCAGGGUUGCCAUCAAUGGGGAACCUCUCCUUUGCAUAUAUUAAAGUUAACAACAGCAUUCAAAUCCAUUAAAACUUGUCAAUUGACUUGUAUUGAGCUUGGGACCACACAAAAAUAGACAUUUGGGGCCUGUGUGCUCAACUGCUGCAGAACUAUAUGUUAAAAUGGCAAAGAGUUUGUGGAAAUUAUGGCAGAGGUGAUAACUAUGCAGUUGUUCACUAGCUUUUUCCAUAUUGAAGGGCAGCAUGAUUGCUAGGACAGCAUUGGUACACGUGCGAACGCUCAACCUCUGAAAACAUACACAGUAUAAAACAACUAAAGGCUAGUUUUAAAUAACCGUUUUAAAAACUAUUCAGAAAUGAUGAAGACACAAAAAGAAUGUAUUAUCAUCAAUGAUGCCACAAACACUAUCCAGUAGGUGUUCAUAACAUUCUGGAAAGCACAGUAUGCCUAGCACCUCUUAUUGCAAUAGAUGCACUGGGAAAAUGGGAUUUCCUAAGCAGGCACAUUGGCAGAUGAUCAAUAGGGGAUAUUGCAGGCUGUUAUUGGUGGAUCAGGAAUGGACAUCAAGGAUUUAUUUAAGCAAGGCAUCUUCUGAAUGGAGUGACACAUAACCCAACUCCUCACUCUUUCCUCCACACAAGUACAGUGGUACCUCGGGUUAAGUACUUAAUUUGUUCUGGAGGUCCGUUCUUAACCUGAAACUGUUCUUAACCUGAAGCAACACUUUAGCUAAUGGGGCCUCCUGCUGCUGCCGUGCCGCCGGAGUACAAUUUCUUUUCUCAUCCUGAAGCAAAGUUCUUAACCUGAGGUAAUAUUUCUGGGUUAGCGGAGUCUGUAACCUGAAGCGUAUGUAACCCAAGGUACCACUGUAUUCUUAGAUCUGGUCUUAUUUAUGUAAUAAAUGUAUACCCCCUCCUUUCAGGGCAAAGGCCAACAACAACAACAAACCCUUACAACAAGUUAAAAAAGGGUUAUACCCAACUAGGUCAGAUUACACCUACUGAAAUCAACAGACUAAAAUUAGUCCAGAGGACCUACUCUUCAGUUUGCCGUAGUUGGCUGAAACUCAAAUAUUUUGCUGCUUUUCAUAUGCUGUUAGGGGAUUUGCUACACACUUUCUCUUGUGUCCAUACAUAAUGGAAAGUGGUAUGAAAUAAGAAUGCCUUUCCACCCACUCUGUGAAUGACUGAGUCAGAUAUGAACAGUGGAAAUCAUGGGUGCAGCUGGAUUGUAGAGUCUGAAUGUGCUACAGACUUUCCUGAAUUAUUUUGUACAGAUAUAUGCAUACAUAGAUCUGGUACAGUGCCUUAGCUUUUGAGUUUGAGGUAAUGAGGCCGUUCAGGUCUCACCUCUGCCCAGUUAAUGUAGGUAUAUAAGGCUCUUGAAAGAGUGAGUCUCCUUCAGAGUUUGGUUUUCUACUAGGUCAUUUGCUCCUGUCCUGUUUGUGAAAACAGUUGAGCAGGAAUUGCUUGGAAUGGAUCAUUUAGAAAGGAUUGUAUUUUUGUUGAUGUGGAGCACUUCAUAUGAUCCUAGCACAGUAAGUUUGAUUGAAUGUGGGCUGUAUUCAAACAGAGAAAACAGGAACCCCCUGGAUGCAGCAUGACCCAAUGCUCAUUUGAGUAGCCUUAUUGUGAUUUGUAUUAGCAAAGCUUAAUAAGGCUUUCUAAAACAUGUAUGCAUGUGUGCUUGUAGUUCCAGCUAAUAGCACCUGGACUGUGUGUGACAAGCAUGGUGUGAUUGCAUGGUGUGAUUGCUAAGAAUUGUGACCCAAGCAGUUGUUGUGAGAAGCACAUGACUGUAGAAGCAGUCAUUGUCUUGGGAAUGUAAGGUCAGGGGAGAAGGGAAUAAACUUGAGGCUAUACAUUUCAGCAUGCCUUUUAUGAAAAAAUAAAAUAGGAAAGCGAAUCCUGUCAGAAGAAAUGCCCCAGAUAAUAUAGCAAGAAUGAGUUAACGCCAGAGUUCUGUUUCCUGACUUCCUGUGCAACUUUCUCAAAAGUAAUGUUCCUGUCUAUGCCAGCCUCUCUCAUUUCCAUUUUCUGUUUCUUUGUUUAGAUUUGCCAGUGAAGGAACUGGGCCAGGAUUUCCCCUUGCAUUUCCUUCAAAAGCUGACUCAUUGAACAUUUCAUUACCUGCCUAUGUAGAAUCUAUAUGGGCAGGUUAUACAAUUUUGGAGAAUACAUUGUAUUAAAGAUAUAACAUUUUCUGUGCUUCUCGUUAUUGUUUUUCUGUCAGUUACAAAUAGUUCUUGUUUGGAGCUUUCGGGCCAACUACUCUCAAUAGCAGCAGAGUCUAAUCUUCUGUGGUGUUUCCUGUUUUUAUUCAGAGUAGGAAGUUGUUCUCUGGUAGGUCAUACCCUGUUGGCUUUUGGACUUCUUGAGUUCAGCAGGGGUAGCAGGAAGCACAGGAGUCAGAUUUACAAUGAAUGGGGAUUGAGAUAUACUCCACUGAAACUUCAGAUUGAUCCCUCUGGGUUGUUCAUUGCAUUUGCUUGUCAUCUGUUACACAAGAGACACCACAAAGCCUGACUUCCGAACUGCCUUGGGAUAUGUAUUAAAAAUGCCCUGGCUCAUAGUUAUUCCUGAUCAUGUCCACAUCUCUCUUCUCAUUUAUAAAUGUGUGUUUCUUCUGAAGCAACAGUUGAACAUUUACAUAUUGUAACUUUACGCUGUUGUACAGAAGAAAGAAGUUUGCUGCAUUGUCACUCUAGAAAAAUCAGCUUGCAGGUGCAGGAUGCAGAUAAAACACCCUCUUGUAACAUUUGGGGAGUGGAGUAGGCUAUGGAAUAGAGAUGUCAAGGGCUGUUGAAAUGUUCUCUGCAUCACUAGCACACCACAAAAAAUCCCAAGUGUCUGAAUGAAAGCUUUCCACUUGUGCGGAUAGACUAAGCAGGGGCUAUGUCUGCCUUAGAAUCUUGUUCAAAUGGCUUCUUGAUUACGUAAUUAUAAACCUUCACACAUACUUUAUUGGGGCAGACUGACACUUGCAUUGGAUUAUAAAGCUGGUAUUGGCUUGCUUCAUAUGACAGUGACUAGGGUUACUUCUUUCAAAGUCUACUUAUAUUAGACAAACUGUCUUCUUUCUUUUGGUAUUUUAAAAGUGCACUGUGUACUGUAAAUUGCUAGCUCAAGGUGGAACUAAACAUUUGAGAGUAAACAUGGGAUUUUCAGCUGUGUGUUUGAAGUCUAAACAUGAGAGAGGGGCAUAUACAGUAGAGAAGUGGGAGAUGUGGAACAGUGGGGGUGUUUAACUUUUCCCUGCUCCUUCCAACUUUAUUCUUAUCAUCUCUACCCCAAGCAGGACAUCCAAGACAUGCUUUCCUAGGAAGUGGGGGAAAGCAGACACAACAGGAAGUUGCAGAGUGAGGUCAGGGCAGGGUUAAGCACCUCUUCCAAUUCCCUCUCGUAGCUCCUGCAAAUGUCAACCCACCUCUGCCUUGUAUAUUAAGAGCAAAAAGGAAUUCCCAGUACAUUUCUAGUUUCACCAUCAGACAAGAGCCAUGUUUGCACAUUGUAGUUCAAUUUCUGGAUCAGACAUAACUCUCAGCUAGGGAUUAUGGGUUGUUUCCUGCAUGUGUGAGCAGAGAUUAGUCUUAACAGCCCAGAAAGGAAUAUUUACAGUAAACCAUUAACUAUAGCUUACCGUUACAUGUAACUGAGCCAUCAUAUUUUGUGGAAAGUGAAUAAAUUCAACUUUUUAUUCAAGCCAAGGACCCCUCCUGUUUGAUUUAAGCAUCCCGUUGUUGUUGUACUAUAUAAUAAUAGUUCCUUAGCAAUCAGCCUCUUUUUCAAGGUCUUUCAUUUGAAGAAUGCAAAAACCCCAUGAGCGUAUCCAAAAGGAAAUGUUGGAUGGACAGCAACAAAUCUGAUGCUUAACCUUUCAUUCUUUUAUAGUGACUCUGCCUAUGUUAGGAGUGUGAGAGAUGUUUUCUUUUGGCCAUGCUGAAUAUAGAGUCUCUUCCCCCUCAACCUUGGAGAGAUCCCGUUGAGUAUUGCAUAAAUAACAAAGGCAUUUAGUGGAAGGAACCAUCAGGGGAGCACAUGGAUUCCUGACUCUCACAUUUGUUCAGCAAUACGCUCAUCAAUUUAGAAAAUCAAGCAACUGGGAGACAAACAGCUUGGAAAACAUUUUGUUGUUGUUCUUGCUGUUGAAAACUUAGAUACAAUAAAUGGAUUUAAUAAUCAUUUCUUAGUGUGAUCUUUAGUGAUAUACAUUUUGGGUGGAAAAUGGUGGAUACAAUUAAUUACAAAAUCCAGGGCUUGAGGUGUAAGUAUUGGGGGAUACAUUGUGUCAAAUCUGGGUCGUCCCCAGUCACUUACAAGGACUGAAAUGUGGGUUGGUUUUUAGACUGAACAGAUGAAUGGAACAAAGCCUUCCAUGUGACUGCUGCUUAUUUCCCCAUCCUCCAGGGGUGGGGGAACCUUUUUCACCCUGAUGGCAUUACAUGGCCUCUUGGGCAGCCUUCCAGGGGCCAUAUGUUAAUGGUGGGUAAAUAUGUCUCUUUUCUUUGUACAGUAGGCUGUUCUGUACCCCUAUCAUGGCAUCUCCUAGCCCCAAGUGCUCACCCCUCCCCAGUUCAUUUCUGAUAUUGGAGAACUAUCUCAUUUAUAUGUCAGUAAGAAAUAGAUAAGCACUAUCUUUUAUUAUACAACGUUGUCUUGAAUAUAGGACUAAGUAAGCUUUGCAAGUCAUAUUUAUACAUUAUUAGCUAUACUUUUACGCUGUCUGUCCAGCUGUUUUCUGUAGACUACCCACAGCAUGUUAAAACCAACAAACAACCACAAUUAAAACUCCCAACGGGGUGAAGCAGCAGGUAAAUCCCAUGUUAAAGAUCAGCAACUGGCAGAUAUUGGGCCCAGUGCUGCUCCCUGAAAAGGCCCCUAGUUACCAACCCAAAGGCAAAAUAGGGGCAUGAGUCUGGACCUGUGACUGUGGUAACAGGACAUGCCAAUCACAAGACACUGGAGGAUGGUGACUGGGGCCUUGGUCCUCUUUCCUCACUGGGUGUCCUCGUUAUUAGGGUCUUCUAUAAAAGACCAAAAGUAAAUAGUCCUAUACACUCUCUACCUGUAACAUAAUGACUUUAAUCAGGUGAGAACAUGUAAUUGCAGUGAUGGUGGAUAGUUGAUAUCAUUAGCUCAUCUGUGGUUUGUUGUGCAUGAUUUAUCAAUACUUGAAUUCUUCAGUGCUUUUAGUCAAUCUUGCUAAUUGAUACUUGAGGAAUAACUUUGAUUCUGCUUACUUAACGGCAGAUUAAAUAUAUAUAGGUUAGAAAUGAGUGGGUAUUUUUGAAGGAAAUCAAGCAAAACUUGUUUGUAGCUAGAAAGUGGUCCAUGCAUGCGCUGGAUUUUGCUUGUAUAAGUUGUAUGUGUGCAUCUGAAGCUGGCAGCUUGUUAGGAGAUUAAACUACAGGCCUGCACCAAGCAGGAGAUUGGACUAGAUGACCUACAAAGCCAUUCUCGACUGUUGUGAUCCUAUGAGACUGUGCGGCCAAUGCAUCUUUCCAAGUUGAGAUCCUGCAUCUAUUGACUCGGCAGUUAUUAGCAAACACAGUGCACCCACGGGGUUUCACUUUGUCCUGUGAGGCUUCAGACUGUCCCUCAAUCUGAGCAGUUUGCCUUCUGCACCAGAGCCUGUGGUGCUCUAGAUGGUGCUGGAAUCCAGCUCCCAUCAGCCCUAUAAAGCCAAUGGUCGGAUAUGGUGUGAGUUGUAGUCCAACAUUAUCUGGAGUGCCAUAGAUUCCCUGCUAGCAGAAGGCCUGUAAAUUCCUUCUGGUCCAUGAGCAUAUCAUUUGCUUCCUCUUUGCCUCCAUGCUUUGCCUUGUCUGCCUCUUUGUUGAUGAGCAGCCUUCUGCUUGCCCAACUCAGCUGUGGCCAUUGCUGCAGACUGACUGCCCUGAUUAGUGAUUCUGUCAAUGCAGAGACUCCCUUAAUCAAAGUAUAAAUUAUGAAGCCAAUUUUCAUUAAUUAAUUUGACAGUUCUUUUCCAUGUGUAGCCAUUUUAGGUUUUAGGUUCAGCACAGAUAAGAUUUCAGUUGUGAUCUUUGUUUUAGGUUUAAAGUGUCUGGCGAAAGCAGACAGGUUUUCUCACACAAUCUAAAAUACUUUUCUUACCAUGUCACAGGUUUUUGAAGAUGUUCCAGUUCUCUUGAUUUAGAUCUGGUGAAGUUUUAGCAAUUUAAUUUCUGUAACUCAAUCAUUCUACAGAAUGACGGGAUUUGUUAUCACUGAUCUUAGUUAUUCAGAUUAAAGCAGCCUUCCCCAGCCUGGUGCCUGUCAGACUACAAGUGCCACCAGCCCCAGCCAAGUGCUAUGUUUUCCAAAACUUCUGGAGGGAACCAAGUUGGAAAGUGCUGGAUUAAAGGAGAAGGUUGUAGCAUUACGAUCUAGGAAUGCCUAGUUCACAAUGCCCAGGAAAGAGUACACAACUACGUUUUAGUCAUUGAAAUUAAUGAGCAUGACUAAGUUAUGUCCAUUAAUUUCCGAAGGUCUACUUUGAGUAAAUCAUAGCUGACUACCACCCUAAGUCUUAAGAAUCACAGCACCCCUCCUUUCCUGCACAUUAUUAAACAUCAUGGGUAUGAUCCAGCCAAUGUGAAGUGUUUUUAAAUGCUUUCCAGGAAAUAUCAUAACAUAUACUUAUAAUGGUAUUUUAAAAUGCUUAACUUUAAUUGGAUUGCCCCCUAACUAUGUAUUGUUAAAUGUUCCAACUAUUUAAGUCUUCCCUCCAAUAAAUAAAAAAUACACCAUUGCAUGAAAUAUUUAAAAUGUAGAUGAUGAAAUUGAUGUUUAAAACCCCCACAAACAUUAUGUCAAUGAAAAGCCUGACAAUAAUAGGCCAUUGAGGGUGGUAUUUUCAAAUAAGCCUAGCAGAAUUAGGAGCUGGGCUUCUGCAGAGUGGCAGUGAAAUUUGUCCCAUUGGUUGCUAUAUUUUCCUUUGAAACCCCUAGCCUUGUUACUGGCUGUUAUAUCCAAGAUUUUGAAAAGCAACUGGAGGACAUUUUAUGUCCUUAUCUCCAGCUGUACAUAAAUUUGACAAUCUGUUUCCAGUAGUUUGAGGAAUAGUUUCUUAUCUGUGUUUUCCAUUUCUUUCCACCAGUUGUGAUCAUGUGUGCCAGCAGUGACGCAAUAAGGAACAUCAUGUUGGCUGCACAUCGGCAAGGAAUGACCAAUGGAGACUAUGCUUUCUUCAGUAUUGAACUCUUCAACAGUUCAUCAUAUGGUAAUGUGGUUUCUUUCCUCUGGUGGGUUCAAGGCUUUUAUAAACAAAGCAAAGUUUUAAAGAUCACUUUAGUCUUUAAGUUUGUAAGUCUUAAAAUAUGCCACAUAGCAUUGUCUCUUCUAACACUUAUUAGUAUCCACUUGGAUUAUGAAAUUAGAAAGGGGGGGCAAGGUUUUAAAAGUUCAAUGUAUAAAGAGAAAUUGGUGACGCAAAAAAGAGCUAAGACUGGGAUGAGAGAUGAUAGCCAUCUUCAAAUAUCUCAAGGGCUGUCAUGUGGAAGAUGAGGCAAGCUUGUUUUCUCCUGCUCCAGAGGUUAGGACCCAAACCAAUGAAUUCAAGUUACAAGAAAGGAGAUUCCCACUAAUCACCAGGAGGAAUUUUCUGACAGUUGAACUUUCUGUUCAACAGUGGAAUGGACUCUCUUGAAAGGCAAUGGACUCUUUCAUUGGAAGUUUUUAAGCAGAGGUUGGAUGGUCAUCUGUCAUGGAUGCUUUAGUUGAGAUUCCUGCAUUGCAAGGGUUGGACUAGAUGGCCUUUGGGUACCUUCCAACUCUACAAUUCUAUGAUUCUAUGAAAUGUAUGAAAUACUGAUAGCCUUUUAUUUAUUUUUUAAUUUGUUUUCCCCUCUGCCCUCAAGGAGUUCAGAGCUGGAUUUGAGUCCUGUGAGAUAGCUUAUGUUGAGAGACAGUAACUUGUCUGGAACCACCAGUAUGCUUCAUAUGCCAAGCCAGUGUCAAUUUGAACAUGUGUCCCCAUUGGACAACCACAUUAUCACAUGGGAAGUUUGAUCCAUACAUGUUGCUGCAGCCUCUGGCUGCUCAGGCAAGAUAAUGAGCAUGGGGUUGAUCUUCAUGACCUCAAAGAUUACUUCCCAUUCUAUGAGUCUGUGAUUUCAAAGGCCUGGCUUGUUCUGAAGCUAUUUAACCAUAGUUUUCCAUUUCAAAUAAGGAAAGGGGCUCAUUCAUUUCUCAACUGAUUAAUCAAAGGUACGCUCAUCCAAACAUCCUCAUAGAAUCCUACUAGACUGGAGGUAGAGGAAUGAUGUGGAUUAUUUGCUCAAUUCAUCACCAAGCAGCAAAGCCUCAAGGUGGCUUAUAUUAUAAGAGCAACAAUAAUAUUUUUUUUAAAAGACACAAUCAUCCAAAUUGCUAAAUAUAACCACCACAAUAAGCAGACACACUCCCCACCCACUUCACCCCUCUAGACAUAUUUUUCUUUUCUCUUUUCCGCUCUUAAAUUCUUUUUGAUUCUUUUUUCUUAUUCAUUAGUGUAAAUUUCCAGUUGUAAAAAUUAGGUUUCCAGGGAGAUUAUAGCAGUUGUGUUGUGGCACUCUGUUGUCUGUAUUGCCAGUGCACAAUGUUAUUGCUGAAAAAAUGAAAUAAAAACGAGCAUAUCUCUUGGGACCCCCCAAAAAGGGAAAUGUUUCUUUGUUUCCCUUUCUUAGGUCCCAAGAGCUAUGCUUGUUUUCAUUUCAUUUUUGUCCUGAACUUCCUGUAAAGAAUGUCAGACUUUUGCCACACAUCUCACCCUUGAAAACAGCAUGCUUCCUUUUUCUGUAGUACAGUGUGUAGCCUUUUGUUUUAAAAAACUGCAUUAAUGAAUCAUGCAGGGUACAAUCCAUCCACAUUUAAUUUCAAUGGGAGAGAUUUGAUAAGGUGUUUGAUGCUCUCAUAGGUAAUAAGUGUGAUUUAAAAGUGUUUAAGUUUGGUGGCUUGUGCGCCUUUGUUAGCAGGACAACAUCCUUUAAAUCUCUGGCUGCCCCCAGCAACACAUGGGGAAUACAGCAGGACGAAAGGGGGAAAACGAGCUCUUUAUGGUAACUGGCUUGGAAUUGUAAAUAUUUUUAUUUCUCCCUUAGGUAAUGGCUCAUGGAAGAGAGGAGACAAAUACGACCUUGAAGCAAAGCAGGCGUACUCAUCCCUCCAGACAGUCACACUACUGAGGACAGUGAAACCUGAAUUUGAGAAGUUUGCCAUGGAGGUGAAAAGUUCUGUACAGAAACAAGGAAUCCAUGAUGAUGAUUACGUAAGUGCCCGAUUAUGAGGCUAGAGAUUUUGGCAUCAUAAAAACACCCACCUAAUUAAAUCAGAGGUGACAAAGUGGCCUUUUCUGAAUUGGACCAAAUUGUUGGAGUGUUCAGCUACUUUUUCAGAACACUUUUCCUGGUAGCCUUAAAAAAAGCAACCCCACUUGCAAGUGAAAAUUGCUCUUUCUGUUUGUUCACAGUCAUCUGGAACAGAGUUCCUUUCAUCUUCAUCUGUCUUGCUCAUCAUGAGGCUUUUAAGGGAUGAUGUGGUGAAGAAACUGGUUCUGUAACCCUUACUGUUUCUCUGCGUCAGGACUUCCUUAGUUUUCCAUUUAGCUCCAGGUUUCCCUGAGUUAUCUCAAAAGCCAUUCCAGCAGAGAACCAAGUUAUCCUCUAGCUCCUUGUCACCUUAUCAAAUAAUUUAUUGCAGUCAAUCAACAAACUGCAUUCCUUCCCACUUGUGUUGAUGGAUGAUACUGGGGAACAUAAACCAUGCCAUGAAUCCUUUCCACCACUUGAGACCCUUUCUCACUCCUUUCUCUGUAGUUGUAGCUGGGUUCUAUUACAAAGUACCUGAAUGAACUUUAUCUGCUCUCUUGACUUGAACAGGCUCUCAGACCAAAUUUGAGAAGUCUUGUUUUGCCAUUGUAACUUUUUUCUUCUUGAUGAUCUUUGCAUCUCUUUCUCUCACUCUCUUUAUAUUAGUUAAGGUGCAUUUUAGAUGCAUUUAUGUCUGCUCAUGCAAAGGUACACUGGGAAAAUGUGGAACCUAUCAAAAAUGAAGGGGGAGGAACAAGGUUUCUCAGAUGCAGCUUGUGAGAUUUGCGUUUUACUUCCUUAAUUGUGUUACAGAAACAUCUUCCAGUUUAUUAUAAUAUCCUGAAAAGAGCUCUUUUGCACUCACAACUAUUCUGAACCCAGAAAUAUCAGCAUUGGAGUAUCUAAUACUGCUGUCGUGGUCUUGGAUCCAGACAGAGACAUAGUUAGUGCUCCAUCAGGGGAGGACAUAACAGAGGAGGUUUAUACUGUAAACCGCCCUGUGAUCCUCGGAUAAAGGGUGGUAUAUAAAUUUAAUUAACUAAAUAAUAAUAACAAACCCAAGGAAGACCCUAUAUCUGGAACAUUUCAAGAAGCAGCCACUGAGGCAGUUCUUCUGGUGGAGACUUCCUGAGAUGAAGAGAAGGCACAGCAGUCUGUCUCUAAUCCCCAGGGACUUUGCUUCUUUUAUCCUCUGGCUCCCAAUCAUGGUUUCUUGCCUGUAUCACUUGAUACCAAAGACUCCGCCCCAGAACUUAUCUCAGCUCUUUGCAUUCUGCUGCAAUCACACACACACACACACACACACACACACACACACACCGGCAUGCCAGUCCCUGAGGCAGCAGAAAACACCACUUCAGUCAAAGGCAGGUUGCAAAAACAAAGCAUCUCUUUGAGUACUGAUUUCCUCCAGGGAUGUGGGGCCCAUGGCACAGACCGCCCUGCCUAGUUAUAUUUGCCCUCAUGAGAGUUCAGGUCAGUACUGGGGUAAUAUACUGGAUUGCCCGUCCUUGGCACUGAUCAUUUGCCUUCGCUUGGCUCCAGCUCCCACCAUCGCUGUCCCAGGUUCUGACACCAGCCAUCUCUCUUUUAUUCAUUUAUUUUAUUCCAUUUAUGAGUCAUUUAAUUUUUUAAAAAAAUCUCUAGGCAAUUAUGCUUGCCUGCUUGGCUCUGCGGCCCGCCUGUGGCUAUUGCUAUAAGUACUUUCCUGGCCAUCCUGACUGCUGCUAUGGCGUAGCUCCUCUGCAGCGUCAGUUAUGAACAGCGCUUGAGCAAAAAAUGUUGUUCUCCAUCCAUGGGUGAGGCCUGUCUUUACAGGAGAUGAAUAAUGAUUCGGUUCCUAGAGUGUAAGUAACAGCUGUUUGUAGAUAGUGCAAUGUGAUUAAGAGGAAGAUAAUUCCAGGUUAAAGAUUCAAAAUGGUCAGUCCAAAGCAAUUAGCAGUAACAUCCGUUGUCGCCGUUUUCUGUUUUUAAAUUAUAACUUGGUUGCAAUUUUCCUUAACAUUAAAAGUAAAAUGAAAUGAAAUGUAUACUGUUCGGGUGGCAUCCAAUUGGUGCCCCUCUGCUAGCGGAAUGCAUUCCGAGCAGAAAAGGGAGGGAGGGAAUUUUCCGCUUUGCCCCUGCAGUCCCUUAAAAUCUGCCCCCUAAAACUAAGUCCCCGAGGGUGGAUUAUAUUGGGGGGGAGAGGAAAUAGCACAAAAUUGCCCCCCUCUCUGUCCACUUCCAGAUGCCUUCUGUCAGCACAGGGCACCAGUUAGAUACCACCCUUUUCUGUAGGGGAGAAAUUACUUCCUGAAAACCCCCCAAGUGUUUUAUCUUGUGAAGAUUUUAGGCAUGGAACAUAAAGAAACAUAACAAUGGGGACACAUGUAAAGUUCUUUAAUAAACCCUUUAAGAAAUGCCAAGUUCCUUGAUAAAUAUUCCAUUGUAUGUCAGUGAAUGAAGUGUUCUUAGAUGUUCCAGAGACACUUUCAGCAAGUGAUUUCAAAUAUUCCGUGUUAAAUCCAGGCAGUUGCCCAUUGGUAUUAGUGCAAGACUUUUCCACUACAGCAAUUUCCAUUCUCUACACUGGCUUUAUAUUGCAGCUCCUGAAUGCAGCAUUUGACAGGCAGGGUGUCAGAGGAUUUUGUUUUUGUUGUUUUUUAAAAAACACCCCACCAGAGUUUUGCCUGUUCGGAGGCACUGAACUGUAAUCUCGGCUGUUUCACCUUCUUUUUCCCCAUGAGAACACCCUCUAUGGAGCUCUGUUAGGAAUAAAAGUUCUGUGUCAGAUGUGGCACAGCCCUCAUUGAAAGUCUACCAACUCCUUGUAGUUGUAGAUAGUGGAAGCAAUCAUUUGGAACUAAAAUCCAUUUUGUAUGUCCCUCCACAAAAGGUUAAUGGGACACAGUACAUCUAGUAAUUUCUAAUGCCCCCCCAAAUGCAAAUCAUUUUUAGCAGCAGACCUUUAAAUCUGUUUUAUACAGAUUUGGGUUUAAAGCUCCACUGUAAUUAAACUUCUUAGGACAUGUGAAGGUUUCUUUUCUUUUUUGAACCAAAGGGGCGGGGAGCUUCUGCCCCACCCCACCGCCCAGGCCAGGAGCCAUACAGAACAUGGUCUGUGUGAGAACAUGAUAGGCCAUUCAGGAGAGGUGUAUAAUGCUAUAUUUUGCUAAGAUGUCUGAAAAUGUUGCUUUGAAUGGUAGCUGUCCUCCUAGCAUUUAAUGCCAAACUGCUACAAGUGUUAGCAACCUCAGUAUGGUGUCACAUUGACAUCAUACAUUUAAUGCAAACAUGGUUUACCCUAAAAUAAUUGUGCAAACCAUAGUCCCCCCCCCAAACAACAAACCCCAGCUCCCUAAACAAACUACAGUUCACAGGAAUAUUUGGGGGGAAGUCAAUGUGCUUUAAGAAAAUGUUGUGAGCAUGACCUAAGAGAACAUAGGAGUUCAGUCAUAGCAUUGAAAAGGGAGAGGAGACAGGGAAGUUGCACGCUGGAGUUCCACAAGUAAUAAACCUAAUUUAAGGCCAUCUACAUACCUCCCAAGGACUGUACUGGAAAUUUAUAUUAAGAUGUUGGCAUUGGAAUAUGAAUAACAAUAUACCAUAGCAGCAUUAGGGUCCCAGGGUAGAAAUGGCUGGAUCAGUCUACUUCUUAGUCUGUUUUCGUUGCAUGUGUUAGUUAUUGAAUCCAUCCUGUACUUUACAUUGCAUUAGUGAAUUUUUGAAACUAAAAAGCACAUUAAAGUUUGUGUUUAAACACGAGCAUCGUAUUCAACAUACUUGCAUACAGUGGUACCUCAGGUUAAGUACUUAAUUCGUUCCAGAGGUCCGUUCUUAACCUGAAACUGUUCUUAACCUUAACUUAAGCACCACUUUAGCUAAUGGGGCCUCCUGCUGCCGCCGCGCCGCCGGAGCACAAUUUCUGUUCUCAUCCUGAAGCAAAGUUCUUAACCCGAGGUCCUAUUUAGCGGAGUCUGUAACCUGAAGUGUAUGUAACCUGAAGCGUAUGUAACCCGAGGUACCACUGUAUUUUAAAAGUGGUUGAAGAGCUGUCUUUAACAUUUUAAUCCCUUUUCAAAAAACAGUCAAAGUAACCACUCCAAGCAUAUCUGCCUCCACAACUGUGUGUACUGUUGCAGUUAACCAUCUUCCCCCACACCUGAUCACAGGGAUCUUGUCAGUUCCAUUUCAAACACAGUCUUGGUGGCAGAAAUGCUUUGUUCUGAUUCAUGAGUUAGUCUGGGAGGAGCAUGUCAGGCCAAUUUGGGGGGAAGAUUUUGGUUCCUCCUUGGUUCAUUUCCAACAGAUGCAGCUGAUUUCAGUGAAAUGUACUUGUUGCAAGUUAAGUGUGCUUAGGAUCUCUGUUAGUUUAAUCUGUCCGGAAUACUGAAUUCCAAGAAAGUCCAAGGAUGCCUUCCUGAGGAGAGUAGUAGAGCUUCCUAAAUAGAAGUCAGUCUUCCUCAGUUACAGCCAGUUGGCCAAUAUAUUAUUGUUAGUCUCUCAUCAAACUGGAAUUUCCUGUGCGAGCAAAUCUUAACACUGAACAGGUAACAAUGUUUCUCUCAACUGUACUUCUUUCAGAAUUGGAACACUGUGUUAGUAUAAAGCAACUGUAAGGUAGACUGCAUCUGCAAAUGUAGUUGAUAACCUGUUUCCAGGGUCCUUAAAGUGAUACAGAUAUCCUCUUGCAUUGUCUUGCCAUUGCUGUCUUGCCAGUCUAUUAACGAGGCAGUAAAUCAGUAUGGAGUAAUAUUAAUGUAAACUUGAAUUAUUUAAACACGUGCUGUAGGAUUUAUUUAUUUUUUAAGCAUAGCUUUGUAAAAAGCAAAACUAAACAGGCCCUGAAUUGGUGCCUGAUGGGGAAACCCCAAAAAUAUUAACUCUAGACAGUAUUCUCACCUGAAACACCCAGCUUUGUUAGGGCCCUUUAAUAUUAGGUGACCAUGUGAUUUCAAGUGCCUCACAAUAAAUAAGCACACUUGCGUUUGAUUUCCCAUUCUGAAAACAGCAUAACAGGAAAGAUUGUCAAUGAAAGCUGCUGCAUUUGUUCAUAAUUGUGUGUAUGUUAUCUCAAGUCCUGCUAACAAAAGCAUAAAGAGUUGAUUUACAGUUUUUCAUUCUGCCUUGGUGCAAAAGAAUACAACCUUGGCCUUGAAUAGGAACUCUGCUCAGAAGGACAGAGAGUUGUUAACAGUUCUCAAGAGCCAUCUGCAGUCUUUUAAGCAACACAGUGGAAAUAGCAGUAUGUUCUCUUAAAUCACACAGUAAAAUGUAACCUCAAACUACUGCUAAUAACAUGCAAUGGGGGGACAAUUCCAAUGGUAGUAAGCUGCCAUCAUAAAUACACCUUAACUUUGGACUGUAUUGACUCAACAAGCCAAACUAGGAGGAAAGAUGAAAGGCAGGCCUCCUGAAAAUGUACUGUAAUUCAGUUCUUCUGCUGACUCCUGCCUAUUCCCAUUUACCUGACAGGUGGUAAUAUAGCCUUUCUAAAAUCCCAUAGAGAUAGGAAAAAAGGAUGUCUUCUGAUUCUGAUGGAAGUUUCUUAAUAUAUUAUAUGGUUCCAUUAUUUCCCUCCUGUGAUCCUGGAAAUUUACAUAAAGCUACAAUUCUAAGCAUGCCUACUCAGAAGUUAAGUCCCACUGAAUUCAGUGAAGCUUACUCCCAGGUAUGCGAGGUUAUGUUUGCAGUCUAAUUCACUAAUUCAGAAGCAUGAUGCUUUACAGGCAGGAGCCAAGUGUAGCCUCACCCACAUAUUCCUUAGCUGGUGGUAAAAUUACAAACUGUCAUUUUAUGACUCCAGCUUUAAGCCCUGAGAUAGCUAUUGUUAAAAGUAAACACCAAAACUACACAAAUCUAUAGCACAAAGAUUUGUUCCCAAGUUGGCAUGCCCAGCAUACUUAAAGCUUACAGAAUCUGGCCCCGAGCAUAUGAAAUUUCUUCUCAAUAGUCUAUUGUUUUGUAGAGGAAGGUGAACAGUAUCUUAAGCAACUGCAUAAAUCUGGUUCCCUCUAGAUUACUAUUACUGAACUUUACAUAACAGGGCACCCAUAAGAGAUUUUAAUCCAUGGAUUAGAUAGGGUAUAUGUAUAGAAGCUUCAAUAAUGCCAUGGUCUCUUCAAAAUAUAAGUACCCCACUGUUUGUUUUCUUAUCCAAAAGACACUGUACAUGUUUACCAAGGGCAGAAGCUGGUUCUGUUUUUCUUAGUUAACAGAAACUACAACCUUUUCAGAAUCAAAUGACAUACAUUUGGUUUUGAUUUUUGUUUCUUUGAGAUGCUGUUGUUGGUUAGAUUUUUACCUAUACAUUUUCCCUGAAGAAGCCCAGAGCUUUACAUCACAAUGUAAAACAACACAGGAUUUAAAACAAUGUAAAAUACAUUUGAAAAGCACCUCAGAGUCAGGGCUUUUGAACCAGACAGGCAGGGAGUGUUGUCCAAGAAGCUGAGGCUGAAUGGUCCCCAAGCCCACGUGAACAACAGUUCCUUAAAUGAGAGGUGGAAACCUGCCCCAUAAAAAGAAGUGCCAUAAUUCAGGAAAAGACUCCUUCGGAGGCAAGGUCCUCCCCAUGAGGAGACCUCUCUCUGAUAACAACUGGUAGAAUUCAGCAGGACCCUGGUAUGGUUCCAGCAGCUCCAGUUCAAAAGUACCUGGGUAGAAGAGCUGUAUUUCCAUCAGCUACACACCUGGCCUUAACACCUAUCUGUGUGGCCACGCUGUGUACUGCCUCUUGUCCUUGGCCUGUGCCCUUGCCUUUAUUGCUAGCUGUUUGCCCAGUCCCUGGACUGCUUGUGGGCCUUGUGGACCCUCUCUAGCUGGGACCUGGCCUGAAACAGGACACACGGGGAUACUAAUGAAUGGUCCAGCUGUACUGCCCCAGUCACUAUCCUGGCAACCACAUUCUGCACCAACUGCAUCUUUCAGACCAUCUUCAAGCGUAGCCCCAUGUAGAGUGCAUUGAAGUAGUCCAAAUGGAAGUGCUGCAGCGAACUAGCCAGCUGUAGUGGAGAAUAAGCAUCCCUUGCCACAGAAGCCAUUUGAGCCUCUAGUGACAGAUUGGUAUUAAGGAGACUGCACACCUGCUCCUUCAGAUGUGCAACCAUCCCCAGAGCAGGCUACCUGCCUAAUUCCCUAACAUGAGAACUGCCUACACACAGCACCUUCCUCUUAAUCAUUUUCAGCCUUGGUUUAUUGGCUCCCAUCCAGCCCACCACCGGCUCCAGCCCCCACUUGUCUAGUAGCUGGUACAGCCUUUGCUGAUUUAUAUGGCAUGGAGGUAGAGCUGCAUGCCAUCAGCAUACUAAUGAUAUUGUGCUACAAAUCCCCAGAUGACAGCUUUCAGUGGUUUCAUAGCACAAGGGAUGGAAUAGACCCCUGAGGAACCUUACAGCCUAAUAGCCAUGGGGUUGAGAAAAAGUUUCCAGUGCUGCUCUCUAUAGUUAAGAGUGGAACUACUGCCACACACUGCCUCCAGCUCCUCUGAGUAGCUUCAGAAGAACGUCACAGACAGUUCUGUCAAAAGCCACUUAAAGAUAAAAGGUCAUCAAUUGGGGUAGUCAUCCAUGUUUCAGUGCUGGAACUGGGUCUGAAGCCAGAAUGAAAUGGGUCCAGAUAAUCUUCUUCCUCCAGGCACACCUGCAGUUGGUUAGAUGUUAGGAAAGUUGCACAUUUCUAUUGCUGGCAAAGUGCAAUUUGGCUACAAAGGAAGCAGUAGCUGUGGGAAGAUGUGUGAAUCCCCCACCACAAAACAUGCACACAAAUUUCCCUUACUGGCUGGAGAACAAGUGUAUUGCAACAAAUGAAGAAUUUGUCCAUUCUUCAUGCUAUAAAACCACAAUUUCAAUUUUUAAAAAAACAUUAAUAUUAUAAUAUAUGAGUGCUGAAGAGGGGUAUGAUUUGAAUAUGCAUAAGAAAAUGAGUGUGUGAUGGCUUGUACCCAUUAUAGUGUUAUUAUGCCUGUAAAAAGUAAGGACAACCCCAGAGUAAAAAUAGAUCCUGACAUACCUAGUUUACUAAAAAUUGUUUUUCAGUUAAAGUUCAGGCACAGUCCAUUUUUAUUAAAUGAUUCUGCACUCUUACAGGAAAUUGGCUUAGGCUUUGCUUUUCAAAAUUAUUAAUGCUACCUCUGUUACUGGUUUGGGGGUAGAAUUUAAUAAAUGCUGCUUUUAUUUCAGAUCCAGUAUUCUGAGCUGGGAUGAUUUUAUAACCUUGGCUAUUUGGCCUUUUGAGGUUAGCAAGGCCACCCAUGGCUUGUUUUUUCUUCUCAUUUAAAAGCAAGGGGAAAAUUAACUAAUUUAACAAACAUUCCAGCAAGGUUGGCUGGAUAGAGCGGGGUUGCAUUGUUUGGUGGGAUCAGAGUUUUGUCACUCUUAAGAGGCUUUCCGCAACACUAAUGUCGGAGAGAAUGAAGAGCAGGCCUUAUUUGAUUUAUAACUUUUCUUGUUGAAAGAAUGUGCACCAGUGCAUUAAAUUAAUUAUUUUAAUCAGAUAUUCUCUCUCUCUCUAAUGAGCAGGUCAGUUAGACAACAUUUGUCAAUGAGAGUUGAAGGCACUGCCAGUCCUCUGAAGCAACAAUUUAGCAUUGUGUUGAUUAUCUUUAAAAAGCUACAUGGGAGGCAGCAGAAAUUGGAAUGCUUGUCAGCUGGUCCAUAAUUUCCAUGCCAAAUACUCCCACUUAUCUGUCUUCCAAUUCCCCCAACUUCUCUCUCUCUCUCUCUCUCACACACACAGGCACCCCCCCCCAAAAAAAAACAUUAUCCAUUAAUUGGGACUAUACAGUCACAGAGAGUGGAGGUGAUGGAAGAUUGCUAAGCACUUCCUAAAAAUCUCUUUAAAAGAAAGCAAAAAUGUUACAUGUUCAGUGGUGUGUGCACCACUUGUCUUUUUCCAAACCAGCCAAGUAGGAUUAAUGACAGGCAGGCUUUUGUGUCCUCUUUUAAAUGCAUCAGGAGAGAAAGGAGAGGAAAUAAAUAGGCUGCUGCCAAGGAAUAAUUUGUACAAAUGAAUAGAACUUUUCAGUAUCUGGAGUGCUUUGCUAAUUGUCUUUGAAAGAAUAAAAGCAAACCGCAGAUUUGCUUUCAGUGGCAAGAAAAACCGAAUUCACAUUGCAGCUUAUGUUUUACUGACAGAAUCAAUCCACUAUUAAUUAGAAGUUUGUGGCAUGACUGUAUAGCCACCAAAGUCAGCAAGAGCUUUCCCACUAUCUUUCUUGAGAGGAUAAAGCCCAAGAUAUCUGAUGUUUACUGACAAUGAAUAAAAUUACACUCUUAUUUUUCCUUAUGCCCCAAUGCAUUUUUGUCCCUUGUUUAUGUGGACAUUUUGAAACAGACUACAUCUACCCAGGCCAGGCGCAUUCAAUGUUAUGUUUAGUAGUUUAGCAACCUAAUCCUUGGUUUUCAGCAUAUUACCCCCAGUUGGAAUCUCAGAGUGUUAGAACAUAGACAUCUUUUCCUUUGAAUGCAAUACUUGGAGACAUUUAGAGCAAGUAGGAUUGGAAGAAAACUAACCUGGUAGUAUAUUCAACAUAUUGUUAUAAAGUAGGGAUGAGGACCACCUGCAGCCCUCCUGGACUACAAAUCCCAUCAGCCCCAGCCUGCAUGGUCAAUGGUCACAGAUGAUGGAAGUAUGUAGUCCAACAGCAUCUAGAGGACCACAGGUUCCCCAUAGGAACAUAACAAGAGCCUGUUGGAUCAGGUCAAUGGCCCAUCUUGUCCAGCAUCCUGUUCCUGCUGGCACAACCCACAAGCAAAACCCAAGCACAAGAGCACUUUCCUCUCUUGUAGUUUCCAGUAACUUAAUAUUUAGAAGCAUUAUUGCCUUCGACCAAGGAGGCAGAUCAUAGCCACCAUGACUAGUAACCACUGCUCUAAGGUAUAACCAUCCUUGCUGUAAGGUGUUGUUGAGGCUUGGAAUUAAUUUUAUGGUAACAUACGGCUAGGGUGUAGGUUAAGUUGUAACUGAAGGAUUUUUAUACGUUUUUGCAAGGCAGUUUUGAUAGAUUCACAUUCUGCAGACCUAAUCAACUUCAAACCCAGGGCAUAAGAGCUGUGCCAAUGCCAGUUUUUUUCUUUCAUAAAAUAUUUCUGCAUUGCUAAUCAAAGAGAUCCACAGUGGUUUACAAAAUCAAAAUGAAGCCAACAAUAUAAUAAGAAAAUACAAAAUUCAUACACCAGCAGUAGCAGAUUAGUGGCAGGAUCAAAAACAACCACAAAGCAGUGUUGAACAAAGACAUGGUAACAGUCAGCUUUAAAUCCUGCCAGAGCUGGAAGAUAUAGGAGCCACGCGCUCAUCACCAAAAGCAGCAAUUCAAUGUGUAGUCGUCCUCUGUUAAUGCUUAGUAUUAAGUGUAGCAGUACAUCAUUGUGCUGUGAGUUUCCACACUUGCACUCCACUGCACUGUCUGCCACUUGUGGAUAUGGGAACAGUAAGUAAUAUCAGGUCAUGUUUUCUGUAGUACUAGACAUUACAGGGGCUGCGAGGGGAAAGAGGAGAUGUUGCUUCUGGUAGGAGCCACAUAGCUCUUGCUAUGCUUACUUCUGGCCUAGAGGGGCAUUAUUAAGUAGCACAUCUAUGUGCCAAAAGAAAUGUGUGUAUAUCAACACCGUUGAACUUACUGUGGAAUCUUCUUAAAGAAUUGCAAAUGCUAUGGCACAAAAUAGAUAAAAUUCAGUAGAAGGCAACAAAUGGAUCCUACCUGAGGCAUAUUUUUGUGGCGUGGGGUCCAACUCUUAUUAAAAUCUGUGGCCCUUAGCUUGAAUGAAAUGUGGAUUUCAUCCUAAGCCUGCAGCCCUUCUGUUUAAGGUAAGUCAAAAAAAUAUGAUGUGGAAAAGGCCCAAUUUGUUUUGAUGGAGUCCUAUUACGGAGUCCUAUUAUGGACUCAUGUAUUGUUCACGAUUAAAGUUAAACGUUUUGAAAAGGGAGGGCAUAGGAAAGAUUAUGUACAAGCAAUGCAACAUGUGAAAGAAAAAUAUACAAAGUAGAAUCGGUUCUCUCAUGUGCGGUAUCCUUCAAGUGUAGCCCUCAGUGCUGGACAUGUUGUACCCCAAAUGAAGGAACCUGCAUUGAUAUUUGAGUCCAUACUGUGGUUUGGUUCUCUGUAAUGAAAAGCUGUGUGUUUUGAGCUUUCUGUUUCCAUUAGAUGCUAAAAACGUCUGUCCCAAUGAGAAAUCUCCUGAGGGCAAUGAGACCUUCUGAGCACUGUGAACCUUUACAGCUAUGACUAAACUUAUAUAUUUAGGAACGUUAAGUUUGGAGGAACAUUGUACUGUGUUAUAUGAAUGCCUUCAUGCUCCCAGUACAAAUUCUGUACCUACCCCAAUACAUUAACCUUUGACUGCUACCAUUUCUGACACCUGAAAUUUAGGGCCAAACUAGAUGUUAAAUGCAUUUAGCAUGCAAGUGUUCUAAAAUGCAGCUAAUAGCAGCUGAUAAUUACUGGGGUUGCAAGAGCCGGGGGAAUUGUUAAACCUUUCCGCCCUUCAUGCAGUUGACAAUCACUCUUCUGAGGCCACUGUCUGAAUGAGAGAAAAUCUCCCAUUGAUAGACUUUUGUUAGGAUCAUAUUAGGGGAAGAAAGAGUUAAACCCCACCUCUCCGCAAUACACACUUACACACCACACCAGCAGGUUUGUAUUAAAAAGCUUGUGUGUUAAAUGCAAAGAUGUAUUUAAUAUGACAUCUAAUUUGUUCCUUAAUUCUGCUUCAUUCAAAUAUAUAAUAACAGUGACUUUCAAAAUUCUGGAGUUGUGUGUAUUUUUUUUUUUAAGAAGUUGAAAUGGUACAUAAUGAAAAGUUAAGCCUGCACUGUUGUGACCUCUCUAGCAAACAUGUGCGCGCAAUGGUAGCACACAUAACAAUUUAAGACAAGACAAGGAUGGAGAGCCUGUGGAUCUCCAGUUGUUGUUGGACUCCAACUCCCAUCAGUCCUAGUUAGCAUAGCCAAUGGGAGUUACAAUGCAACAACAUCUAGAAGGCCACCCAUCCAUGAUGUAAGAAGUGCCCUGCUGCAUAUCAGACCAAAAGCUCAUCUAGUCCAGCAUACUGUUUUCCAUUGUGGCAGGUCAAAAUCUGCUAGGGAGCACAAAAGUAAGAGGACUGUCUGCUGCUGCUGCUGCUGUUCCCCCUGGCAAUUGGUAUUCAAAGAUACAUUUCCUCUGAACACAGAGGUUUCAUUUAGCCACCAUGACUCAUAGCUGUUGAUUGAGCUAUCCUCCGUGACCGUGUCUAAUCAUUUUUAAGGCAACAUCUUUAAAUUGCACAUAUUUGCAGGGCUAGAUCCUACCUUGUUUUUGUGGCUUUGAAUGUUGCGAGAGAGAGAGAAAUGCCCUCACCCUGGGCUCCUAAGAAAAUUGAGUUUAUUAAUUUGGGCAGGGUUAUGUAAUUAAUCUAUGUUAACUUGGUGUUCCCUGGAUAUAUUUGCAGUCACACCCAGUCCUUCCACAAAGUCUUAGUGUUGGUUAAACAAAACUAACAAUUAAAAAUAUACUUUAACAAUUUAAAACAGCACUUGUAAAAACACACCAGAAUUCCCCGUCCUGAAACCAACAAUAUUAGAACUCCAAGGCUUACAUUUAGUCCCCAUUUACUGAAAGCUUCUCCAAACUAGUUUGAGUAUAUGUGCAUUCUAUUCUUUCUCCAAGCAGCACAUAAAGAAGCAGUCCCCAGGUUUAAAAAUGGUAAAGCUAGAGGACCCAUGGACAGGGGCGUAGGAAGGGGGGGCAGGGCGGCGCGCCCUGGGUGUCAUCCCUGAGGGGGUGACAAAAAAGGCACACCAUGGGGGGCUCGCCCUGCCGCCCCCGUGCGCGGCAACGUGCAGCGGAUCACACCGUCACCCCCCGGCGCAGCUCACGCCCCCACCGGGUGCACGGCAUGGCCGCUGCUCCGGGUGUUCAUGCAGCUAACUCCACCGCUGCCCCUGGACACUUAUGUCCAGUCAAAGGUGACUAUGGGGUGCGGCACCCAUCUCUGCUUUCAGGCUGAGGGAGCCGGCGUUUGUCCACAGACAGCUUUCCGGGUCAUGUGGCCAGCAGAACUAAACCACUUCUGGCACAAUGGAACAUAUCCAGUAAUGGAACAUCCUAUGCACCUUCAAACCAUUAGUUUGGUCCUGUGGUACUUUAAGACUUUAUAGUACUAUUUUCUGUGUACCCAAAACCAAAAUAUAAACUUUUGAUUAUCUGAAUUCGAAGUUCUUGCAAUACAGCCUCAAACUGAGAGAAUGAAACACAAGAAAGCUAUGCCUGUGUGUUUUGAAUAGGAAUGGACAGAUCUGUCUGAUUUGAUUUCAGGUCAGUUUCACAUGUGUUCAUUCAUAAGGCAGUUUUGCCUUGAUUAUACAUUAAUGUGAUUUUUUUUUUUAAAAAGUAUGAAGAUAAAUAUUUAAAUAUUUAAAUGCAUGUUAUUCCAUAUGUAUCUCAAACAUUUUUAACUACAUUUUUUAUAGUGGUUCAUGCAUGUCUAAGGUUACUUUAGCCUUAAUUACACAUUUUUAAUUGGUUUUGGUAUGUUUUUAGAACUCCAUUGCAAAAUUCAGGACAUGCUCCAAUCUAUGUAUUAAUCUAGGAGGUGUGAAUUAGGUCAGUUCACUUAAAAAUGCAGGAUGAAAUUUUCCUCCAACCCUAGUUCUCUCUCAAGACUUGAAGCACCUCUGUUGUCAGAUCUAUUUUAAUCAGUGCAUAUUUUCUGACUUUUGGGAUUCUUAGAACAAGUUUGCAGAGAAGACAGCUCCAGUGUAAUAAACAUUGGGAGUGUGCCACCACAGGGGCUGAAUGGAUGAGGCAUUUGUAUGAACUAGUGACUUCAUCUGUGUGUCGUAUGUGUGAUUUCUGCAAUGGCAGUGACUCUUAAAGUGUCCUUGUCCAUUGGCCAUAGUGGUGUAUUUUGUUUGUUUUUAAAUAAAGUUAUAUAAACUUAGUAAUGGUUACAUACAGUUCAAAAUGAUUUAAUUAUAAUACAGUAUAAUACAGAAAUAAGUACGGUAUAUUUAUACUCUUAUUUUCAUUCAAUACAAAAACAGAUGCAAAAAAAAAGGUAGCUACACAAGAAUACAAAAAAUAAAAACAGAAAAAACUAACCUAAAAACCCCCAGUUGUUUCCAAUUUUCUAAAUCAACAGUUGAAAUACACACACACAUGGGCCUGCUAUGCCAACUUUUAAACAUCUUCUGAAAACUUCUCUAUUCCCCCAGGCCUAUGCAGGCAAUUAAGAAUACAUCCUUCCACAAUGUUUAAUUGAUGUCCGUUUUAACUUUCCUGUGGUUUUUAUUGUACAGACUUACAUAUCGCUGAUAUGAGAGAUACCAGUUGCUAAAAGUGCAGUGGCUCUAAGAUCUGCCACAGACCUUUGUUUGUUUGUUUGUUUGUUUGUUUAAAAAAAAGAUGUGCAGAGAAUCCGAAAUGUGCAUCGGUUUUAGGACCAUGUCGGUACACAUUUAACUUGGGGUGGACAUGCCCAUUCCAUGGUGUAAAUUCUGUAGCUGCUGUUUUCCAAAUUAGCUAGCAUGUGGAUUUGUGAUAACUGGUGAAUGAAUCAUGCAGAAAGCUAAUUUUGGUGACAUAGUAAGGGGUUUUGUAGUCAAAGAGAGGUAGGAGAACUAUUACUAGCUGUUACCACCAGUAUAGUCUAGUGGAUGGACAGAAGCAAGAAAGCUUGUGUUCAAAACCCUGUGGGGCCACGAAGCUCACUGGGUGUCUUCAACCAGAAAUAAUCUUUUAGCCAGGAUGCAGAACCUGUGACCUUCUGGGUGGUGCUGGACUAUAGGUCAAAUUACCACACACACCUCCCAACUGAGACUGUGCAGCCUUUGUAUGCAUGACAGUAGCCCAAUCAGUGCCAGCCAAUGACAGAAUGGUGCGUACCCAGUGAGGAAGCUUUGAGAAGACACAAGCCACAGCGAGGGAUGCCACAUUCCAUUCUGGAGCAUGAGGGUUGAGUCGCGUUGGGUUCCUGGUUGUGUAGUUUAGUUGAGAUUGAAUGUCUCUAGUAGCGGCCUUUUGUGUAUGUCUCUGUGUGUGGAUUUUUGGCCCACUCAAAGCACAGCCUUUGAUUUAAUUUGAAUGUUUAGCAUUCUCUGUUUGCUCACUGGCCAUAUUUUUUAUGUAUUACAUACCACAUUUUUUGCUCUAUAAGACUCACUUUUUCCCUCCUAAAAAGUAAGGGGAAAUGGGUGUGCAUCUUAUGGAGCGAAUGCAGGCUGUGCAGCUAUCCCAGAAGCCAGAACAGCAAGAGGGAUUGCUGCUCUCACUGAGCAGCGAUCCCUCUUGCUGUUCUGGUUUCUGAGAUUCAGAAUAUUUUUCUUGUUUUCCUCCUCCAAAACCUAGGUGUGUCUUGUGGUCUGGUGCGUCUUAUAGAGCGAAAAAUACGGUAGAUAAUCUGCCUUUCUCCCAAGGGUCUAAAGGCUGUGUAUACUCAGUGGCGUAGCAUGGGGGGUGCAGGGGGGGCCGGCCGCACCAGGCGCAACAUCGGGGGGGGCGCUCGCACUUGCAGCUCUCUGCCCCUACCUGGCUCACUCACUCUCUCUCACUGCAGUGCUGGCUGUGCGAAUCCGAUCCGAGCCGCUGGGUCGCCUCCCACUGUGGAGGGGGUGGGUGUCAGGGGGUGCAGAGAGAGAGCGAGGGACUAUCUGGGGGAGGGACAGUGCAGCGGCUGCCCAGCGCAGCGCUGAGCACGGGAGAGAACCACACCAGACCAGACCAGGCAGCAGCAAGAAGAAGCUGGCAGCGGCGGCAGGUUAGGGGUUAGGGGGCGCAAAUUACUUGCCUUGCCCCGGGUUAGGGGGCGCAAAUUACUUGCCUUGCCCUGGGUUAGGGGGCGCAAAUUACUUGCCUUGCCCCGGGUGCUGACAACCCACGCUAUGCCACUGUGUAUACUGCACAGUGUUUUGAACACAUGGGGUAUCCAAAUGAAAGUGAGCAUGCACACUCAGAACACAAUAAUCCAGUACAAGUUAAAUACAAGCUUCAUCUUCACAGGGAGCAAUAAACAUGUAACAAUAAUGUUAUAAGAAAAAACUGCUCCUUUUUCCCUUAUGGGGUAUCCAAAAGCCCGUAUAGAGUCCUUAUGUAAGUUCUCUAUCAGUAGGAGAAAAUAACAAAGGCCAACCAGAGAAUAUUGAGAAGCAAGGCAGCUAGUAAGCAUGAUCUUUAUUAAACUGUUGCAGCAGGGUCCCGCUUACUCCACGUAUGGAGGGAGGAGAGGAACCCAGAACAUUGGUGUGCAAGCUAUUAUAAAGACUUUUGAAAUUACCUACCCUGUAGCUCGAUACCACCCCCCAAAACAUACAUACAUCACAGAAAGAGGUGGUCCCUAGCAACAAUUUGAGUGUGUUGCUUCUCUCCUGUCUGCCAGGAUACCUGAUAAUGCCUUAUCUGAUUGCCUUUUCUGGGUAGCCUGGUUGAGAUGGUAAAUAUUUAGUUCCUGGAUCUCUUAUGCAUAUUGAUAGUGUGCUCAGCUUAACAGAUACUUGCCAGACUGUAUUUACAGGGAGGUAUAAGCCCCUACAGUCCAAAGACAAUUGGAAAGCUUUUCCCAUUUCCUUCCUCCUUGCAGAGAAAUAUUUGAGGUCAAUUUGGGAGUGUCAGAAUGGCUUCAGGAUUGUUCUGUGCUAUUUCAGACACGUGGCUUAUAUACUUAUGUAUGUGUUUACCUUGUACAUUUAUGAACAUUUAUUGUAUAUAUAUAAGACCUUAGAAUUCCUAUAACAACAAUAAUAGGAGUCAAUGCCUCUUUUGAACACCAGAUAACAAUGAAAGUUACCGUAUUUUUCGCUCUAUAACACGCACCCGACCAUAACACGCACGUAGUUUUUAGAGGAGGAAAAUCCGUAGGCAUGCCACCCGUAGGCAUUCCCUCCAUAACACGCACAGACAUUUCCCCUUACUUUUUAGGGGGGGGGGAGUGAGUGUUAUGGUGCAAAAAAUACGGUAAUUGCAGGUGUGGAGUAGGCACUCAUGAGCUCAGGUUCUGCUUGUGGCUUUCCCACCGGCAUCUAGUUGGCCACUGUGAGAGCAGGAUGCUGGACUAGAUGGGCUAUUGGCCUGAUCCAGCAGGCUCCUCUUCCAACCCCCAACCCUGUGUUAGCCUAACAUAACCACCUUUUCAUCAUCUAUCUGGUUGACAAGUGUUUGGGAUUAUCAAGAGACAAAUACUGCCAGUGUGCCCUGCUUGUGAACCUUACUGAGUAUGGCUGGCCACUCAGAGAACAAAUAGAGUAAGGAUAAAUAGAACCAACCUAGCUUUCCUUUGCUCUUUGUAACAAAAAGUGAUGUCAGCUUAAUUCUGGAAGGAAUGGGAUGUCUGAUGCAGAGCCAAAGGGUCUGUCUCUCCUAGAGCUUGAUUCAAAGCCUAUUUAAAUCCAUUUUUUAAAAAACAAACCUUGGCUUCAUAUCGGAUCCUAAAUCUAAUGAAGUGGCAAUUUGUUUUUCAAUAGUAGGAAGACAAUAAGAGGAACCAUUGGUGAUGUAUGUGUGUGUGGGGGGGUAAUAUUUAUGGGAUUUAUUGUAAGUUUACAAGUAAACAUUGCCAGGAGCUUACAGCCAUUUAUUUUCUGGUUAAUCACUUCAAAAACAGUGUGGUAAUAAAAAAGAUACAACUGGGAACCCCAAUAAGAUCUACUGUUUGCAGAUAAAGGACUUUGCUUCCUUGUUUGUAAGCUAUUUGUCACUGUGGUAUAUAUAUAUAAUCCCCUUUUUUUACUGUAGCGCUCUUGCACAGACCAGGGGCAGGAUAGAUUUAUACUGCAUCAAAAGGACAGGCUUGUGGCUGUUCCAAAAUCAGUAAAUUUUCAACUUUGAAAUGUAAGGGUGGGGAGCAACCAGAAAUGAAUCAAAGCAAAUUAAUUUACCUCCUAGAGCUACAAAAACAAGGUGACUAUUCAAAGGAAGCAUAACCCUUAGGGCAUGUUUACACUACAAAUGAACUUUUAUUUAUUAAAAUUAAAACAUUUCUAGCCCACCUUUCUGUGUCAGAUAAAAUGCCCAAAGUACCUAUUAUGGUAUUACAGGUAAAUGAGGCAGUCACCUCAGGCAGUGGGUUUUAGGUUUAACAAAAAGGCAGAAUUGCUAGUUAUUUAAUUUAUUUUUUGUUGUAUUUUAACUCGCAGGAAAAAGGCUGGUGUGGGAUCUUCAGUCUCAGGUGCCAAAAUAAUUUGGCCAAGCUUAGGUACUAUGGACUUUGACUGAGAGUAAAUGGAGGGCAAGUGCCAUUUGCUGUUCUGCCUCAGAGGACAAACUUUCUUGAGCUGCUCCUGUUCCUUUACGGAAUUUAAGACUCCAAAUGCUUAAGGAAAUCUCCGCACCUUAUGUAUCUGUAAUGCAUGACAAUUCACUAAAAAAAAUGGGCACUUUCCCAAACGCUUAUGAAUAUAAGCAUUAUGAUACAAUGCAGUUUCUGCACAUGCAGUAGAGGGAAGUGAGGAGUAGAUGGGGCUCAUCAACCUGGGAAGUUAGACCUAGGAGAACGAAAACUCUGAUCCUAAACCUUUGCUGCCUUCCGGGAUAUCUUUGGGAGAAGAAAAGGCUAAGAAGCAAACCCUGCACAAAUCUGGAGUGAGGUCCCUGAGACGGUUGGCUGGCACCUUGCAUGCCUUCGUCCGGCAUCAGCUCUCCAGGGUCUCAAGCAAAAGACUUUGCCCCCCACCUCUAUGUGCAGUGAGUAUGUGUAUGGGCUGUAGGUUUGCAUGCUUUCUCCUUGCUCCUGUUGCCAGUACUAAGCACGGUAACCUCAUAUCACCCUUUUGAAAUCUUUAGAAUGGACUAAAGGAAAUGCCAUUGACCUUAGGAAGAGAUAAGGGCUCGUCAACAUGCACCAAUAUCGCAAAAUCAUCUUAAGUGUUCACAGUGUGCUGAAGUUUUGAAAUUUUGUAAUGAACUGCACUCUUUUCGAGGUCUCUGAAUACCAUUUAUUUUAUCUGUACUGAACUCUUGUGCUAUAAAACCAAAGCUAAAUAAGUGUUCGUUGCCCAAAAUCUAGGCCAUAUUUUUUUUAGACGUCAUAGCACUGCCAGUUCCUAGUUUUCACUGAGAUGGUAAACCUGUGUCUGGAGUUCUGUAUUAUUUCAGAUUGUAGGUUGGGGCUGACAUGAUUGAAUGCUUCUCCACACAAUCCCCUCUUCAAGUAGAAAACUAAAUAUCAGGGAACUAAAUUCUGGUUUAGCCUUCUUCCAUUCAUGCCAAUUUUAUUUGUGCAGGCAUCUUUUUCAUAAUGCAUACCAGGAAGGUUAAGUUAGAACCCCCCUAUUUUAUAUUCUUCGCUACCCCCUCAUGGAAGAGUAGUCAUGAGCCCCCUCUGGCUGCCUGAAGUUGUACAGUCUACCUUCAGGUUUUCUACCCUAGUGAGCAGGCCACUGUUUUGCAUUUGAAAGCCGCCCAUAAUGUCUGGAAAGUGAAAUGCUAGAAUUCCAGUGAUGUAAUUGCCAACCUUGUGCCAAAAGAUAACACUGUUCCUGCUUGUUAGCUAAAUAAAUAUCUGAGACCUAGGGAGUGGACAGUUAAUAUCAUAACCCCACCCCCCUCUUAUUUCUGCAUACCAUCUAGUUGCCCAGAAGGAGCUGAUAAAACAUCUGGCACUACCAAAUCAUGGUAGCUAGGUGGCUCACUUCCAGGGGCUAUUUCAUCUUCCUCAUUUGUGUAAGUGGCAGGUUGUCUGAUUUUUUUUAUUAUUUUGCCUUAUGGGGUUCUCUGAUAAGCAAUGGUAGCAAUGCCUUCAGGCAUCAGAACUACUCCUACAUGGAUAUCCCUUGUUUAGGAGUAGGCAACCCUGUCUCCCAAUUUCUCCAAAGAACCUUUUAUGUCCUCUGCCCUCCUGCUUAAGCCCUUUUUGACACUGUUUCUCCUAUUAGCCAUUUACCUCUGCUGCAGGCAUCUCUUUGGGGUUCCUCCCAAAGCAUAUACCAGCUUCAGUAGGAGGAUUUUUCUCGAUAUUGCAAGUUAGGUGCAAAGUUGCAUUUCGUGUCCAGUUUGGCUCUAGGAGUCUCAAGAUUAACUUUAAACUAAUCAGUCUUUACAGUGCGCUUUUGCUUGUUCUCCCAUACAGGAAUGCACAUUCUCUUUCAUCUAAACACACACAGAUCUUUUAUAUACUCCAUCAGUACCAGUUUGUUCAGGCCCUUUUCUGGCUCAGACUGGAAUCUUUGCUACCACUUAAUGAUACAGGCCUGAACCAAGCUUGAUAGCUGAGAGCGAUAGGCUGGCCCCACACUUUCUGCCCCAGUCAUCAUGAGUGAUGGGACUGUAGAUGUGGGGGUCGUUCCUGUGCUCUGUCACUCUCUGCCACUGAAUUGUCCUGCCCCUCCAGCAAACAUUACCUGAAAUGCAAAGGAGGGGAAACUUUCCACAUCGCCUCCAUCGGCCUUCCAUAGAGAGAGGUCUUCACAUAUGAUUCAUAUGACCAAUGGAAAGAUAAUCAGACUAUGGGCAAGGUGGAGCCUUUCUCCUGCCUCACGUGGCUGAGAUUCCACAUGUCCCCAAUUUGUAUGCUACAGUUCUGUCUGUUCCUACUGUUUGAAUGUCACAUCAUUGCUCCAUCAAUGAAAUGGAAUCUUGGAUUUUCAACCUGGUGUUAUUGGUUGAACAUAACUGCUGCCUUAACAGUCUUAUAAAUCAUCUGUUAGAUUAUUGUAUAGUUUUUUUAUUCUAUUCUACGAAGUAUUGUAAGUAUACAGCUCCUGAAAUUAGCAAAUUGCCUUUAAGGUGUUCUCCUGUAAACACUCAGUAAAUGUGCAAUUCAGCCCUCUUUUGGAUUACUCUCAAAGGGAAGGGGUGUAGCUCAGUGGUAGAAUACAGUACACACUUGCAUGCAGAAAGUAUGCAGCUCCAAACCCUUGUAUUUCUGGGUAGGGCUGGGAAAGACCCCUGCCUGAAACCCAGAGAGUCAGAGCCAGUCAAUGUAGACAAUAUUGAGCUGGAUGGAUCAAUGAUAUUACUCCGUUUGAAGCAGCUUCAUUGCAUUCCUAAAAUAGACAGUAAAGAUUCUUAAAGUGUCUUUCCACUACUUUUGAUUACUCUUACUUGCUUUUGAUCCCGUUCUUCACACCUGAAUUUUCUUACUUCACAUUGACUUUUGUUUCAAAGCUAUAUUGAAUUUGAAUUUUCAAUGUGUACUUCAAACAUAUUGGAGGAACAAAAGAAAAAGACAAAAAUCAAUACACAGUGAAAAGUGUAUCACAAGCUUGCUAUUAGAGACAAAUCCUGCCAAUUUGAAGGGGCUGCUUACAUCUUUUCUGAAUCCACAGGAGCUUGCCCAAAAGGCCAAGCAUAGUAAAUGCAACCCUGAGAGAGUACACUCACAGUUGGAUUCCUUGUAGGACAAUACUGACAGUACUGCUAUAAAACACAAAUCCAUUUAGUUGUUUUGGAGAUUUGUAGUGGAAAGUGACAUUUCAUUUAGCUCAUGCCAUUUACUGAAAGGGCCACAAAAGAUGGGGAACUUUUAUUUAUUGUUUUACCGCUUUAGAAAACAUGCUGCUGGUUCAUAUUCCAACAGACAAGGAGUCUGUUGAGCAAAGUCCAGAGUUCACAGAUGUGUAAGGGAGGCUUAGAGCUGGGGGAGAGCAAUCAUUAGACAAACAAAAUAACCAGCACAGUCUGAAAAAACUUCCACAGUUACAACGGGGAGACACUAUUUCCAUAGCCAAUGAAGGUGCUUUGUAAAGCAGACACUGAAGCAUUUCUGCUAUUCACAGUUUGAGCAAUGACAGAUUAUUUUACCACUACCCUAACAAGAUAAAGCAGAGUUAUAGUGCAAUGCAUGCCUACUCAGAAGUAGAUACGGUCAGUGGGACUUACUUCCAGGUAAAGUUAUAGAUGAUUUAAAGGAUUAUGUGUAUAAACAUACAACUGAAGUAGGGUAAUUGUUGUAGACUCAGAGUGAGGCCAGUAGAGAGUUUUAAGAUCUCAGAUUUGUAUAAAGCAAGGGUACCCAACAUGGACUACAACUUCCAUUAUCCUUGGAUGCUAGUCAUGUGUGCUGAGAUUAAUGGGAGCUGUAAUCCAACAACUUUUGGCAGGUACCGUGUUGGCCACCCCAGUGCAUGUCUGCCUAAUCUUUGUUGAUAACUAAUUGCUGGAGGCAGUCUGAAAUUCACCCUGCUGCCCCCAGCCAAGUUUUACGCACAUAAACACACAUAUACAGUAUCUUUUUUUAAAAAAAUUCCUAAAACAAAAACAUUGGGGCCGCACAAAAAAACAAUUGGGUAAGGAUGUUGCCCAUGGGGCACAGGCUUGCUACCCUUGGCAUAAGUGACUUAAAUACAAUAAUCUUGAAAAAGUACAUAGCCCAUUUAAAAUUUUCUGAAGAAUGACAUUCUGUUUGGCUCCAUAGUUUGAAUGUAGAUGUUUUAUCAAUAAGGAGAAAUGCUGGGGUAUAUUUUUACCACUUUCUGAGACAUACUACGUUUACUUGGUUUUUUUCUAUUUAACUGAGUUUCUUAAGCAAUUUGUACAAAUUGUGGGAUUUUGCUGAAUGUUGCAAACAUCUGCUUUGUUAUGGCCCAGUAUAAUAAUAAAGCUUUGCUUUGUCCUUAGGUUAACAUGUUUGUGGAAGGAUUCCAUGAUGCUAUUAUCCUCUAUGUUCUGGCUUUACGGGAAGUUUUGAAGAAUGGCUUCACUAAGAAAGAUGGAGAAAAGAUUGUCCAUCAGACAUGGAAUAGGACAUAUGAAGGUAGGAAUAAUCAAGUGUUUGAUGUAAUUUUGUUUGUCCAGUCUUGGGAAAAUCUGUAACUUUUUGGUUGUACCAUCUAGCUUCUUAAAAUUAAAACCUGCCACCUCCUGCUGAUAGCAUACCAUAAAGUGAAAAAUGAGGGAGCGUCCAUUCCUCACUGGUUGUUAAAAAGUCCUUUUCUCUCCAAUGCAAAUUACAGUGGGGGUGGGGGGGUGCGCGCACACACACACACACACAGACGUAUGGGGUUACCAUUCCCUUUUUUGCUUUGGCACACCUACUGCUGGAAUGUGGGGCUCAGGGUGGAAAAGACCCCCACCCUUGUUGUGUUGUGUUGUGCUGUGCUGUUUCCAGCAAUAAAAAGGGGGGGGGGAAGGGGGUAGAACCAUGAAUAAUGUGGUUCCUUGAAAGGAUGAGAUAUAAAUUAAGGAUUCCUAGUAGAUAAUUAUUGGUACAAAAAAGAAGAGGCAGCUUAUAAUAAGGAGGUAAGAAUAUAAUGGUUUCCAUCCAAAUGUGCAGUGACAGCUUUUUAUCACUCCUUUACAUACCACCUUAUGCCUCACAUAUUGUAUUUGGAAGGUUCUCCCUACCUCUGGUUAUCUACACAUACUUAUGUAUUAACAGGGACAACACAGACAAAAAUGGAGACUGUGACAUGUUUAAACAGAUAGCUUGCCUGCACACUAGAUAUUAAGAAACUACAUUAAAUAGCCCCCUGUUGUCUAUAUUUUUAUAGCAUCACUGUCAGUAAUUUUUUAUACAAAGAAAUCCCUUAUAAUAAUAGGUUAGCUGUCAUCAUUAAGGUUCUUGGCUCCUUCCUUGUUUUUGAAGAUUGCAGCCACUUGACUCUUUCAUGUGCAUAUAUUAGCAUGCUUCCUUACAUUACUUCAUCUUUUCCAUUUAGGUUUUAUAACUGAAAAGCUGGGUUUAAUAAAAAUGCAAAAAUGCCAAGUCCCCCUUCCUUUUCUUUGCUGUAUUAGAUUUUGAACAGCUUUUUGUGUGUGCAUUGAGAAAUGUUUCAAGGUCUCCAUUUGCUAUUUUAGAUUGUGCAUGCCAAAGUGUUCAGGGUUUUCAGUGCCAAACCUUUUGGGCCCUUCUGCCCCACCCACAUCCUGCCAAUCUUAGAAUCUAUGAAUAUGUUCAAACUCCAGAACACACACCCGUGCAUUAAACUUUGUAAGGUCAGCUGGACCUUACUGGUAAGACCAAGCUGCUCUUGCCAGAUACAUCUGUCAUUUCUUACAGUGUAAGAUUACCACAAUUUCCAGUGGAAGUACUUAAACUGAAAGGAAAUAUUUCCUUUAGAUAAGAACCCAACAAUGAGUUCUGAAAUUGGAACAGCUAUGAAAAACAUAAUGGACCACUUUCUCGGCUUCAGUGAGUUUUUCUUUCUCACAGUAAUGGAGAGGCAUUUGGUUGGAAAGGACAAGAAAUUUAUCCUGUCCCAGCUCCUGCUAACCUAGCAGUUCAAAAGCACACCAGUGCAAAUAGAUAAAUAGGUAUUGCUGUGGCAGGAAGGUAAACGCAUUUCUGUGUGCUCUGGUUUCGCUCACGGUGUUCCAUUGCGCCAAAAGUGGUUUAGUCAUGCUGACCACAUGACCUGGAAAGCUGUCUGUGGACAAACAUCGGUUCCCUCAGCCUGAAAGCGAGAUGAGCACCUCAACCCCAUAGUCGCCUUUGACUGAACUUAAGCGUUCAGGGGUUAUUUACCUUUUACCUUACUGAUCCAGGAGCUCAACACAUUGAGCCCCAACAAUAAUCCACAUAAUCCAAACCUCAGUAGAUCAAAAGACAGUAACAAAUAGUGAUGGGUUAGCCAACUACCAGCAGGGGAAGGAGUCGUCUCCAUCAUGGGUUAAGAGAGUUUAGCUGUUCUCUUGCAUCAGUGGGCUCUGCUGUCUCAUGUCUCAUGCCUUAUAUUUGCAGCCAAUCACUGCACUCUACAGGGGUGGGCCUCCUUCAGAUGCCAUUUCCUCAGGAGGGCCAUUCUGCAUGAUGUUGGAAUCAGGCCUUUAGUGUGGUUGCACCUACCCUUCAGAUCUCCCUCCCACCACAUAACAGAUUAGCAGUAUCUAUGUUAUCAUUUUGGUGCCUAUUGAAGCUCUUUCCUUGUCCAACAAAUCUUUCAAGAGGAUUCUUUUUUUUUUGGGAGGGGGGAAUCCCAAUCUGUGUCUGUACUGAAUUGAAAUUGUUUGUAGUUAUCUUUUUAUUGUAUAGAUCACUUUGGAAUGUUUUAUGGGAAGUGAUUCACAAAUGAAAUAAAUAAGAAUGAUAGAAAAUUAUAAUAGACAGAAAUUGAAGGGCUGCACCAAAGAAGCCCGAGGAUGAUGUUAUUUCUGUUCCUGAUACUCAACUUGAAUGUGAUUUUUAUUGUAAGAACCUUUUAUUAACUUAAUUAGAGAGCCUUUCAGGGCUACAAAGCAGGAUACCAUUAUCCUAAAUGUAUCAGUAAUGUUGAUUUUACUUUAAAAACUAAAAAUUCUAGUACCAUAUGCAUAUUACCAGUGCAGUAAACAUGGGACUGCUUAUGAAGAUAGCCAGUGUAGUGCAGUGAGUAGUGCUGGAUUUAGACUGAAGAGACCUUAAGCCAGUUUCUGUCUCUCAACCUACUUCACAGAGUUGCUGUGAGGAUAGAAGGGUAGCAGGAAGAACUUAACAUGCUGUUAAGGAUUUCUAGCCUCAUAGCUGCCACCCUUUCUCAAAAUAUGCUAUGCCAUCUCAAAGGGUGAAUGUAUUAGAGAUUGAUACAUUCGAUAAGAGAUUGAGUGUUUGGGGGGGGAGGCUCGUUUAAUUUCAUUGUACACAGGUUGUACAAUGACAAUAAAGGUAUUAUUAGUAGGACUCUUUGCUUGCCUUUUGAGUUCAGACGAGUAGAUACAUUAAACUAUUAGCUUCCUCAAAUAUUCCAGGGCCUAGACUUUCCUGUGUAAAAUUAUUUUGCCCCUUAAUGGCUUUUUAAAAAUCAGCAAAAUAGGGGUUCUGAAAUAGGACUUAUGCCCCGCAGGCUGUGUGUGUGUGUGAGAGAGAGAGAGAGUGAGAGAGAGAAGAAAUGUUAGGAAUUUUAGGAAUGCAGCCCCAGAGGUAAAAUUACAAUUUCUUUUGGAAUGCCAACAGAAGUACUGGAAGACUAAUGAGGUUUCCUGCCAUAUCAGUCUCUAAUAAUUCUGCCAUUUCUUGGAAGCAUUAUGUGCUGUCAACUCAUUAAUUUUUAAAUUUCUCACCUGCCACUCUCUAGGCAUUGCAGGGCCAGUAUCCAUAGAUGCCAAUGGAGAAAGAUAUGGAGAUUUUUCUGUGAUUGCAAUGACUGAUCCAGAAACUGGAAUGCAGCAGGUAAGUGCUGAAAUAAUGCUAAAUGCUAGGCUGGAACAAGGAUUCAGUGGCAAAAUGUUUAUUGACUCUACCGUGGGCAAGACAUAUUAUGUCUCUUGCAGUCUCCAUUUCUACUAAACCAAUUAAGGAAAGAAUUUAGACUGAUCACUGUUACAAGUCCUUCUUACUAACCCUUCAGCAGAACCUCAUAAGAAAGCUUGAUGUGCAGGGAUGUGGGAGACUCCAUAUAUUUUCGAAGAAAAUGAAAAGUAUUCAUGACCUUGUUUAGCUAGGCUGGUCAUCAAAAGCAGGAGAUACAAUGAGGCCAAAGGAGAGUGCCUUGAGUAUUGGUACUGUGAAAUUAAACACUACAAUUGCAUAAUAGCACUACAGGGUCCUUGGUUUACAAAUGUCAUGGUCUUCAUCUGUAGAAAUUAAAGACAGCAUUCAACCAAUAAUAUUACAUGCUAGAGUGAAAAUCCAGAUAUGUAUAUCAUAUAUAUCCUAGACAGUGGCAUUGUUCAGAAGGUUUUAGUUGCAGUGAACAAGAAACUAAAUAUGAGGCAGCAGAGAGGUGAAAUUUUCUGGAAAUUUUGAAGCCAUGGGAAGCAAAUUUCCCAGGGUAAAACCGAAAUAUAUUCAGCUCUUAAUUUCUUAUCAGCACUAAACUUAUUCUACUGCUUUAACCUUUAAUGAUAUAACAUGGAGCACUUAUAGCUAGUGAGUGUAUAAAAUCAAACUAUUUGCCUUAUACAGAACAAUCCUUUGCAUAUUCAUUCAGACAUAAAAUCUGCUGUUUAGUUGAGCUUCCUCCUCGUUAAACACAUAGAACUUCAGCCUCAAAAAUAUAAAUGCCUUAAACUGCAAUCCUAUAAAAAUCAGAAUGUCACAGUGAGCUAAAAAUCAGAAUGCCUAGCACUAGUCCCUCUUUCCUUCCCCUCCAUUCCUUAACCUGUGUAUUUCCCCUCCCAGACCCAAAUCUUGCUGUUUCUCACCACCAAUUAAACUGUUUGCAUGUGUCUGCAUGUGUGCCUGCCUGGUUGCCUGCCUGCAUCUCUGUGUCACAUGUGGCUGGCCCAUGGUGACCCCUGGCUUUGCCUACCCCAGCCCCAUCUGCAGUUAGCUGCCCUGCCCUCUGCUCAGUCCUUCACCCCACCAGCCUCAGGGGUCAGCAGCCGCAGCUAGUUACAUUUCAAGAAUAAUGUUGGUAAAAUGGAAAUAAUGGCUUAUAAAGUACAGUAAUGUAAUUUGCUGCAUAAACUGCUAAGAUUAGGUGGGAAAUUGUACAUAUAAACCUGUUAACUGUAAGGACAGUGAAUUGGUUUGAUCUGGUGUCAACCAGACUGUUUGUACUGCAGUUAUGUUGCUUUUGAUUGAUUUGUGUGUGUAAUAUUGUGCUGCCUUGGCCAUACACAAAGACCUGACUGACUGAUAACAUGGAAGAUGUCAGAAAAGAACUAUAAAGAUUAUUACAGGUCCAGAAGUCAUCUGAGGAAAGGCUGAAGGACACAGCCUGUUAACCCAAAACCUUGGAGUGGAGGGGAAGUGCACAUGGGAAGGAUAACAUUGACCCCAGUCUCUACAUAUAUUCAUGUGCAUCUCUCAUCUAUGACAGGAAAUCCAGCAGUUGCAUGAUUAGACUUUUUUGUAUAUUUAGUACAUCCUUUCUGUUUCCCUUUGGAAGCCUCACUCAUGUCACAUUCCAGCUUCUUUCCAUUUUGUGUUUGUUGACAUCAUUCAUUUUGCUGGGGUUGUCUCAUCCUAAUUUAUAAUGCUGACCUCUCUUUGAUGGUACUGGUGGUAAUAUUAGUUUAUUUGGAAGGUUCAUUCCCACUGGUCAUGAAAACCUUCGUUUCUAAGCGGAAUGCAGCCAAACCAAUUUAGGCUUGACCAGCAAAUCUUUAUCUGAUAAUUUGGUGUCUAGAAUAUGAUAAAUAAAAUGAACCUAAAAUGAAGUAAACAUACAUUUUAAAGAAAAACAGAGUAGUUUGGGACCAAGUAAACAUACAUUUUAAAGAAAAACAGAGUAGUUUGAGGUGUGGUGGUAGAGAACAAGAGCCAAGCACAUAGCCCAAAGAGCUCUGACAGCCACACACAAAUGGCAGCAAUAAUUUACACACCAUUCAGUGAAGUAAACAAAAGUUUAUGUGCUGGACAUUUGGUCCCUCCAAAUUCCAGAAUGGGGCAAGGAGGGAUUUAUGAUCCAAAAAUGUAUGGCUCCAGCAAUUAUGUCUUUCAAUUGAUGGAUUUUUGGAUGCGAUUCUGAAAAGUGUAUGUUAUAUAUAACAGAGAUUAAGCUAGCUGAUAUACCCCCGUUUUCUCCCUACUUCCAGAAGCUGGUUGGAAAUAGACUGUCAUUUUGCUAUAUAUCUAUUUUCUUCACAGGUUAUUUGGAACUAUUACGGAAAGCAUGGACGGCUUGAAAUGCUUCCAAAUGUAAAUUACCCCUGGAAGCUCAAAGCAAGAACAGAUGACAGCCGAGGUUUGGAACACCCAAGCAACACACCCUGCAAAUCAUGUAAGUUUACUGAGGUUAACUUCUCCUUUCCAAAUCUGCAACAGACAGCAGUCCAUGUUAAGGAAUUGUGCUUGUUCUCAGAUACACUUCUGUAUCAAUAUCAAUACUACAAAUAACAACCUGACCAGAGGAAAUUUACUGAGGCUCAAUUUACGUAUAGCUCAUGUUCAUGGGAAAAUCUGGGAUAGUUUCUUUCAAAAUGUGAAGAUGGAACACUGGCAAAGUGGGUAUGUGCAUAUGGUUUUGUAUAUUGGCAAUAGCAUCAAGAUUUCCCAAGCAAAAGGUUGCAAAGCAGAGAGCCAAUGUGGUACAGUGGUUAGAGUGUCAGACCUGGGGCACCAAGGUUCCAAUCCCCACUCAGCAAAAAAACUCACUGGGUGACCUUGGGCCAGUCACUGUAUCUCAGCCCAACUACCUCACAGGGUUGUUGUAAAGAUAAAAUGGGGAGUAGGAGAGCUAUGUGCACCACCUUGAGCUCCUUGGAGGAAAGGCGGGAUAUUAAAUAAAUAAAUAACCUUGCUGAAACGCCCGGAAGAGAAUAAUGGUGCUGCAGAUGGAGCUAGGUAGGAUAAAGGAGUAAAUGGGAGAAGAUACAGAGAUGCAGUUGAAAUGAAGCUGUCAUGAGGUGAGUGUAAAUGCUGAACAGGCACAAGAAUGAAUCAGGCCCAAAGUUUGUUAAGCGUUGAAACGUUUGGCAUAGAAUGGCUGAGGGAACCAAAGCAUUCUGGCAGCCUGCCUUAUAGCCUAACUGAUGUCGAGAGGAAAGUCAGCUUCUUCACUGCAGACUGCUCUUUCUACCUGCUGUGACCAACCAUAGAAUGUAAAUGGUACCAAGGUACCCAAAAUGGUCCAGAAGCGAGACAUUACCCCCAGAGCCCUUAAGGGGUCUCCCAAGGAAGGCAUUCAGUGAAAUCACUCCCACCUGCUCUCAAACUAUGCUCCCUGCCCAGUGCCCCAGCGAUAGAGCAAGUUGUGAUACAAUUAUUGAUGCAAGAGACUGAAAGCACUGUGAAAGAAAAUAUACUUGUUGGGAGGAAGGCUAAUAAUAAUAAUAAUAAUAAUAAUAAUAAUAUCCUAGAACCCAAUUGUUGAUUAGGAAUGCAGGUAAAAUUCCUUCCUGGCGCUAUCACUCAGUGACCGGCAAUUAGCCCAUAACAAAGUAAGCAAGCAGAAGAAACAUCCAAGAAUUAGGGAGAGUGGGAGGGCAAUUUAAGAACUCUCCACCCCAUCCCCAUCAGGACAGGAGCCAGAACUUAUAGUCCAGAAGUGCACCAGAUGGAUUGAAUUCCUUAGAGCAAGUCAGAACUUUGCUCCACCUAGCGCAAUACUGCCUACACUGACUGGCAGUAGUUCUCCAGAGUCUUACCCAGUCCUAGGUGGAAAUGCCUGGGAUUGAGGCUGGGACCUUUUGUAUGAAAGGCAAAUGAUUCGCCACCUAGCUUCACUCCCUUUCCACCUCCUAUCCAUGCCCAGCUGGCAUUUGCUAGCUGACCAAGGAGCAGAUCCCACAAUGCAGCCAAGGUGGUAGUCAUGUUGUUGGCUCGCUCCCUAUCUCCCAGCAUCAAUAUAAAAGAAGGCAGAUUUUUAUAAAUUUGAGAAGAUUUGAAUUGCACGGAUGAACCAUUUCAACACAUACACACACAAAUCACAGCAAAAAAACAGCAUAUGGAUGUAAAAAGUUGUAGUGCAACCCAUCCUAAGGUAAUUCAUUAUUGACUGAGAAUUACUGUUGCCCAGUGCCCUCAAGGCGUGUUGGAGAGAAAAUACAUGCCUUCCCUUUAAAAAGGUCAGUUCAACUCUUUCAGUUCUGCUGUUAUAGAAAGUUUUUUAAACUCACCUGUUUUCCUUGGCUUUUUAACAAAACGUUUCAAUUUAAACUUUGGGAUUUCUGUUAGUGUUUAUUGACAUUUAUUAGCUGACUGAUUUAUUGUGAUUUGAAUGGUAUUUUUCAAUGUUUGUUCUUAAUGGAAACUGUAUCUUUGUUUUAAUGUAAGCCGCCUUGUAUAGUCUUGAAAGGUGGCUUAAAAGUAACUGAAAUAAAUCAGCAGCACUUCAGAGUGUGACAACAAUAAGCUCCAAGGUAAACAUAAAGGAAGAUAAUAAAAGCAGUUGGAACUAUAGAAAAGUUUCUUUGGGCACUUUUCAAAAUGGAUUUUGAAUAGAUUUGUUUAUAAUAUUACAUUGAUCGUUUAUUCAGUCAUUCUGUGAGAUUGAACAUAUUUCUUUGUGAUUUUCUAUUGGUUAUUUCUUUUUUAAUUUUUCAAGCAGGUGGUCUAGGAGAGUCAGCAGUUACAGGAAUUGUUGUGGGUGCCUUGCUAGGAGCAGGAUUGUUGAUGGCUUUCUACUUUUUCAGGUUGGUUCUGUUUUGGGGGAAAAUAUUGCCUACAUUUUAUAAUUUGUAUAAAGCAAAUCAGUUAUUAGAGAAACAAGCCAUGGUUUGUUGAAUCAUCUGUGGGGCAGAUUGUGGUUAAUUUAUGUGCUUUAUUUAUUUUGAGGAGUGGACAGGUACUUAAUAUUGCUGAUUUUUUAAUGUUGUGAACUUUAUGAGCAGUUUUGUAUUGCACUCUGUUUUAUUAUAGUUGUAAUUGUAUUAUUAUUCCGUUAGUGUAAGAUACAUUCAGUGUUUAUUACUUGUAAACGAGGUCUAUAAAUAUUUUUUGGCAGUAACAACAUGUAAGAAUUUAGUCAGAAUAACAAUUAAUUAUCAAAUUAGAUAUGUUUGAGUAUUUAGAUUUUACUGAAUUGUACGUGGACUUUAAUGGGGCAGUCCCAAUUUCACUGAAGAACACAAAUACAGAACACAAAUGAUAUUUAACAGUGUGAGGUGGCAAGCAAUCUAUUCCACUGAACAAUAUGAAGCCAUAUGCUGCAAUCUUGAAGCAGAUCUUUUAAAAAAAAACACUGUUUGAGAGAACUAACUACUAAAUGGUUCCACUAUUUGCAGCCCUAACUUCAAAGCAUCUGUUGCACUUUAUACUAGCUUCCUGCUCACUUAGUUUCAGAUCUGUGGAAGAAUAUUCAGUUUGUCUGAAAUCUUUGAAUAUAACUUAACUUUGAGAUCAGGCAAAAAUGCUUCAAGGCACACCUCUUUAAUCUUUUGGCAAUAGUGUUCAUUCAUCUCAUUUAUCAUUAGGAACACAUUUGUACUUCACAGACAUUCUUUUGUGAAGGGAGUUAUAUUCCUAAUUAUCCUAAACUGAAGGAGGUUUUCUUACCCUGUGCUACCCAUUUCUUUUAUGCAGAAAAAAAUACAAAAUAACUAUUGAGAGGCGAAGUCAACUGGAAGAAUACAACAUCGGCAAGCACUGGCAAUUACGAGAGGACUCUAUAAGGUCUCACUUUUCUGCUGCAUGAAGUAAGGAGAAACAAACUGUUUUUGUCUGUGUGUGGAGGAAAUCUGUAGACAAAUGGACACUACCAAAGACAGCAACAGAAAAGAAGAAGCUUAUUAAGGACUCAGCAUUUUAAAAGUAGAGUAACUCUGUCUUAAUUUCUUUCAGAAACUCAGGAAUGAUUUACUAGCCACAUUAUUCCACGUGGCCUUUUUAUCUUGUGGAAAAGAAAAUGACAAAAGAACAAGUGUGUGUCCCCCCCCCCCCCCCGCCAAGAUGGUUUUGACACUUGGUGUGUAUCCAAGACAAGUCGCUGUGGUCAGCCAUUUUGUUUCUUGGAAAUGUGAAGGUUCAUUCAGCGGACCUUCAUUAGCUGUACCUCAUACCAGAUUAUAAAAGGAAUGUGUUUUCAGAGACAGAGGUGCUGCUUUUUAGUAUUGUUCAGCAUUGAAUAGUGGAGAUUAGAAUCGAGCAAAGGAAGUGUGAGGUAGUAAAAAACAAUACAAUUUAUGGGAAAGGAGCAGAAGCAUUUUGAUAGAACAGAAGAAAUCCCAAGGCAGUGGAAAGAUAGUAUUUGGUUCUGAGGACCUACUUACACAACAAAUUAGUUUUGGAUAUCAUUCUAAUAGCAUUCCCUGUGAAAGGAUUCCUUUGCAAAUAUGUUGUGUAUUGGUCUAAACAGAACAACUUCUUGCCUGUGUUCCUGGGGAUGUUUGGGUUUAAGAGAACUUCCAUUUACAUCGCAUUUUUGUUUCAAGAAAGCUCCCUCCUCUGUAUCAUUUUCAUGACCUAUAUAUGGAUUCUGCAGGGUUCCUGUCAUAGAGAUCACUGUAGGAUUAUAUAUUCACUGGUUACAUGUCUCCUGCUUUUUAAUCUGUUGGGUGUUUCUUGUGUAAAAUAAACAUGAACCAUUUCCAGAAAAGAGGCAGGCCUGAUCUGCACAUAACGUGACACUACGUAAAAGAACCCUGAAGUGGUAGAGUGGUCUUACAACUUCAGAAUACAGAUGAGUUGAGAGGAGGUGCCAUUUCUGAAUACUGUACUCCAAGUUAUUAAAAAAAAAGCCACACACAAAGGAAGGAACUGAGUGUAGCACUAAGGUGAUUGUUCCAAAAGGGCAAGCAGUGUGGCUUGCCAGAUUCAACAGUCCCCACUUUCCUCCCCCAUGCACUGUUCUGGGGGUUCUCCCACCCCUGUGCCAGUUUCAGGGGAUAUGGGGCACGCAGGAGAAGAAGGAAAGGAAAGCCCUGUUGCACAAGCAGAAGCCCUUGCGUAGGGCUUCUGUUGAUGUGAUUCAUUAGUUGAAUCCUUCCCAAUAACUGAGCAAGAGGGGGCAACAUGAAAAAUUGAGAAAAGUCUAGGCUCCCUUUCACAGCCAUGCUAGGUUUCUGCAUAAAUAUUGUUUUUUACACAGGGAAGCAUUCAGAAAUAUGAUUUCCCUUACCUGCAUUCUGAAGUAAUAUAGUCCAAUCUGUCAGCUCAUUCCCAUCUCAUCCUGCUUUAUGUGUAGACUAGGCCAAUAACAGUAAAUGAGAUCCUUGCCUCAGACAAAGAACCUUUGGCUGAUCUCUUUAUGUACAUAGAGAUAUGUACACACAAAAAUACAAAACAGCUAGAAGUUCAGAAGUUCUGGCUCCUCUGGUUUUGUCUCCACCAGGUUGCCCUUCUGCUUCCUUAGCCUUUUGGUUCCCACUGCUAAAAUGGGAAGAAAUGGGCAAGGCAAGAAUAUUGAUUUGUGUGGAUGUAUGGGCAUAACAGCUGUGCAGAUGAGAGAAUCUUAGGAACUGAAUAAUACAGCUUUACAAAAUAAUCAGGCCAUUACUCAGCAGCAUGUUCCAUUAAAAUCUGUGGUACUUACUUCUGAGAAAAAUGAGUACAGAGUGAGGAUGCAAUAUAUCAUCCCUGCUUCAAAUUCUUCAGCUGGAAGCAAACACCCCAUGGCCACCUUUGAGACCUGAGUGUAGCCCAAACUAUGUAAAUAUUAAGUAUUAGAGUGGUUUUGUACAGUAAAGGCAACGCCAAACUUUUUUGUUGUAUAAAAAGUGACAUCUGGCUAACUGUUAUUUUUUAGGUAUUCUUAUCAUAUUUUUCUAUUAAGAAAAAAAUGUCUAUUUGAGGUUGUUUUAUUUCACCUUGGAAAGUCAAAGUGAGAGCACAUUUGAAGAGCUAUUUUUCUUUUCUUUUUUAAAAGUGUGAAUAAUAAUGAGCACAGAUCUUCUUAUAUGUAAAUAAAAGUAGUAUAUUUGACUUUUGCAUAUUGGGCCAGUCCGCCCCUUCCCCUUCUUUCUUUCCCCAGUCAUGGAAUUCUCAUUCAGUGGCAAGAUUCCUUUGAUGAUAUAGAACAGAGCUGUGGAAGCUGUGGUCCUCCAGAUGUUGCUGAACCAAAGCUUCCACUAUUCUUGACCGCUCACCUUGUUGGUUAGAACUGAUAAGAGUAGGACUCCAAUAACAUCUGGAAGGCCAGAGAUUCCCCAUCCCAAUAUAGGGGUUGAGAGACUUCAUGCUAAUAAUCCCAGAUUUCUCUAAAAGGAAUCAUAUAACCAUCUAUUUUAUUGGAAGGGUACAUGAAUAUGGAGGUUUUAACAACAGCAAUCCCUCUUACCUACGUUGGUUUAAAAAUACUAUUAGAUCAGUUUUUAUCUUUCUAAUGUCAGUCUUCAGAGAUCUCUCUAUAUUGACUCAUUUGUCAAGGAGCUCCGACAUGGUUCCCAAUAGAACCAGCUAGUGGUUACCAGAGAAGCAGCAAGAGUUCUGGACACUCCUGGUCAUUCCCAGCAGCCCCACACCUGUAAGGUGCUACUUCCUGCUUCUACCACUGUUUCAUGUCUCCUGCUGGCAAGGGUAUCUGUGUGUCCUUGUCUGUCAUCUAGCAGAAGUGGCUAUUCUUUCCUCUUUAUGGUGGACCACCUCACUGGCCCCUGAACAUUGUAGAUGAUUCUGGUGCAUGUUUUAGGGUAUGCAUUCAGCCUCAUGCAGACACUGGUGACUCCUAUUCGGUCUCACAGCUACCCUACAUAAAUAGUGGAGUGUGUAACUUAAGAGCUACAACACAUCCAACCUUUUCCUGUAGCUGCACAUUGCAGGGGAAGAUGGAGGUCUAGCUGUAUUUCAGGGAAGCUUGUCAAUUUCAGGGAAGCUUGUCAAUUUUUGCUUACCUUCUUACAGAGGAUGCCCUAAUAACUUCCAGGGAUAUGAGAGUUCCUUGGAACAUAGUUUGAAAACCACUGUCAGUUUUUUUCCAGCAAUCUUCUGCUCUUUUCCUAAGUCAGUGUAUGCUAUUUCCCCCCCAAUUCCUUGAGCAUUCCAGCUGGUUCUCCAGUGCUAAUACUAUUCUUAGGUUUCAGACUUUUCAAGGGAAUAAUAAAAUUAAAACACUACCAAAGCAUUCUUCACUAAAAUGAAUCAUACAUGCAUAAAGCAUACACAAUAAAUAGGCCAAUAGGUAUGCUUAAUUUCAAUUGCUUUGUCCAGUUUAAAAUCAAGCAGCACAUAACUGCAGUGGACUGUUGCCAAAAUCUACAAAGAGUACACAGAAGGAUGUGCUGGAAUUUAAUUUAAAGACUGUAACUGUACAAGAAUCUAAGUACUAACACUGAGCCAACUGAAAGAAAGACAGUAAAGAAGGUUGGAUGCACAUUUUAUUGAACCAGCAGCUGUUGGUGGGUGUGUCAUGUUUUCCAAUGCAAUACAGCCCUUUAGGAUAUUCAAACUUUCAUGUUGGCCAACAAGCUGAACCAGUGAAAAGAAUUGGCUUAUCAAUUUCCUCUUUUCUAUUUUUGUGUUAGUAGAAAAUUGGCAUAAGCAUCAUCCAAAGAACCACAUUACUCCUACAUUAGUGAACUGACAGACAUACUGUUUCCAAAUAAGACUGUUUUGGAACAUUAUUGCCUCCAAAGACUAAUUUUUGCUAGGCUAGAAUGAAGGGGUUAAAGGGAGAAUCUCUGAAUUUAGCUCUAAAGAACAAGGCUACGGUAAUUCUGAAGCAGCUUAGUUUUACACAAAGAUUCAUUGCAUUUGAUCUUGAAAACAAACUCAAAAUGAGGUUUUCUGAAAUGAACUGCUGUAUAGAUACCUUGUUUUAUCAAUACAAAACUGUUUCUUCCUAAACACUUUCUUUCUGGUGCACACAAACACUUAUAGCAUGUAAAGAAUUUUUGAAAGGUGCUCCUUUAAACUUUUACACUGUAAAAUUUACAGUAACUACUAAUAUUCACAUAAAUCAAAGGCUAAAAUAUUCUGGUGACUUUUGAUACUUUUGAGAUUCAUAUACUAAGCUACAGUGCUUUUAUUAUGGGGAUUUACUAUGUGAUGUAAUAUAUGGUUUAUAGAGUAACAACAACACUUGCUUAGUGUUUCCAGAGCGUACAUCUCCUAAAAGAUUAUUGAGAAAGCAAAGUAAAUGUAUCUAGUAGGGAAUUUCUAAGGAGAAAAUUUAAAAAAAUCUAAGCUGGAAUACACAAAGACAUAGAAUCAUUCCAAAUCAUGGAGAGUAUCAUUAACUCAUAUAUUCUUAUGUCUUACAACUUCCUUUAGUGAAUACGUCAUAAAGACAGCAGAUUUUAAAAGUUUAUUUUAUAUCAUUCAGAAUAGGAUGCAACUUGUAUAUGCUAGACUAUUAGUUUUAUUUUCUGAAUUACUUGUUCUACUGAACAAUGAAGUUCUCAAAUUACUUACAGAAACCAAUGGAUGGUAUUAUAGAAGAAGUUAUUAGGGGCUACAGGGUGUGAUAACAUUUCCUUUCCAUAUAUGUGAUAAUGUUGUGCCAACAGUUUAUAAUGGUUUAUAAGAUAGUAAGCAUGACCAUAAUAAUUUUACUUUUAAUUUUUAGUAUUGUACACUGCUUUGUGUGUCAUUUCUGGCAUGACUGCAGUUCCUAAACAAAUAAGAAAAUGACAUUUUUCCUUUGCUAUUAAAUGCUUAGGGAGAUGGACACUGAUAGCUGGAAUUAGAAUUUUGUUUCUGACUUCAACAGGAGGAGUGUCAGACUAAACAUUCCAAUUUCAGUGGCAUUCCAAGAGCCAUGGCUCGCAGUGGUCUCAAUUAAGAGAAGCCAAGUUCAUAAGCUCACAUGAUUCACAUUUGUACCUCUGGACUUUCUGCUUUGAUUUCCAUGGAUCAAACCACUACAUUCCUUUUGUCUACUUCUCCAAAUAUGAAAAGAGAUUUGAAAAGCCAAACAGGAGCUACAGCCACCAAAGAAAACAAAGAAGAAAAUCCAAGUGCAUAAUCUGAUGUUUACACACACGUAUUUUCUUUCACAGGUGUGUCACCAAUGUGUGCAAAAGGUGUGUGCUCGAAGUCAGAUGGGGUGUAGGAUUUGGAGUAAUUAUGUUAGCAGAGUUCUCAUGAGCAACACGCAGAAUCAAACUUUGGGGACCAAGAAAAUUCACCACAAAAGGAGAAGGGUGUUUUUUAAAUGGUCAAAAAUCCUCUCCUGCCCUGAGCAAAAUCCAAGAGCGAAUAGACUUCCAAGCUCCCACUGCCCAUAUCUAUUGCAACCCCUGCACAUCCUCCAAAGUUUUCCCCAUCUCCAAAAUGCAGUACCCCCUUUCACCUUAAUCUUUGGAAAUUGCAUGGUCCCUUCAAAGAACAACACUUUCCAUAGUCCAUCACAUGCUAUACCAUCAACCUUUUUACCGCUCUUGCUUGUUGCUGCUGCUAUUCCUUCUCUGCCAGAAACAAUGAGGGAUGCGAGAGAUGUGUUUGAGGAAUUGGGGUGACAUUUUUCUGAUCUCUUGGUUUGAUUCAGGAAAUUGUUAUCGGGGUUUCCCUUUUCUUUCCAGGAAACCGUGGGAAAUUCCAUAGCUAAACAGAGAUAGUCUCAGAGAGCUUGUCGAUCUCUAAUUGGGAGCAGCUUGACAUAAUGUGCCUUCCUCAUAAGUUGACAGGCACACAAAUCCUUGCCACGUUUUAAUCGGACUUGUGGGAGUGUUUUUGUGAAUGAGAAUUGCAGCCCUCAGAAUGUAUUUUAAAAGCCACUGCAUUUGUUCAUCAUACCACCUUAACUGCAAGACCUAACGAAACACAAAAGAAAAGCAUAAUCUUAUAUGGCUACUAUUCACACUAUGUAUAUAGGUUGGCCAUCACGGACCGUACUGAACAACUACUCUUGCAAUAGAUCUCUGUUUGGAUUUUAGAAUCUCUUUCAAAACAGCUGCUCAGAAGUUAAGUUUGAAGCAUAUCUACUUUCUUCCUAAUAACAAUACUGGCUUAAAAUUUUUGUUUUGUAAAAUCAUUUGUGAGAUAUUAAUAGACCUUGAGCAGAAAACUAAGCUAAAUUUUUGCCAUAGGAUAAGAUUUGGUUUUCUUCUGCAAAGUAUGUGCAAAACUAAAAAGACUCAGGAUAGAGAUUGUGGAGGUUUAACUUUGUCUCUGCCUCCCCUUUUAUUGUGAGCAAUGUUAUGAUUGUAGAAAAAUAAACUGGAUAAUCUAGAAGUGUAAUACUGGUUUGGGUAAAAAUGAAUGGAAAGCUGCACAGUAUAUUGUACUGAUGUAAGUAGAACUAUUUGCAUAUGAUGUGAUUUUAUUUAUUGCAUUUCUGCAGAGACAGAAUUCAUGACUGUGGAUACACGUAACCUCUGUGUGAUGUAUUUUUAUUUCUUUUACAAGUUUCUUAUUCAAAAUAUUGGUGUCUAUUGACUAUUAAGUGUGUACAUUUUCUUGUAAACGUUUCAAGUAGUACAGAUUGUCAUAUUCCCACAUUAUAACAAAAGGCUUCCAUUAAAGAUAUGAACCUAUACAUUCACCUAACAGUGUGUUCUCGUGAUAUGUUAAGAUAAUCCUUGCUAUACAACAUGCAAUUGGUACAAUAGGAAAACUUAUUUUAAAUGGCUGGGGGAGAUCUUUCAGAUAGCCACUUUUCUACCACCACCCAAGAAAUCCACACCCAUUCAAAUAUGCUGACUUUUAUACAAUGGUUGGAUAACUUGCCCCCCAGAUAUUGCUGGAAUCCAAGUCAGGGGGAAGGGUCACAUUGGUUAUCCCUGUUUUAUACUACACUGGUUGGUAUUAGUGGAAUGGACUAUUCAUAAUUAUAAACAUUUAAUAACAAGAAAAAUGGGUAGAUAAAUCUUGGGUGUCCAGAGCACUGUCUAGUCAUGUUGUGUUGGAUGAGUUUCAGUUAGUAAGGCUUGAAUAUGUGCUUGGAUUAAUCAGGGUGACCACUUGUGCUCUGGACAUUUGGCUGAUAAAAACCAGCAGGGAAGGGACAGCUGGCUGAGCCAGGGAGUUGAUUAAUGCCUCUUUACGUGAGGAGGUGGUCCCUGCCUGCCUGAAGGAGGCAGUGGUAAAACCACUCCUCAAGAAACCCUGGAUUUGGAAAAUCUAACUAGCUACCAUUCGGUUGCUCACCUCCCUUUCCUGGGGAAGGUUCUAGAGUGGGUGGUUGUCAAUCAGAGCCAGGCGCUCUUGGAGGGAAUAGAUUUUCUAGAUCCCUUUCAGUUGGGGUUUAGCCCCAGUUUUGGCACAGAAAUUUCUUGGGUCACCCUGUAUGAUGACCUCCGUUGAGAGAGAGAUGGGGAAAAUGUCCCCACUGUGGAAGGAUGUGUGGAUCCAGAAUUGGCCUCUACAGUCACUUAUGGACACACCAUUAAGACCGUGUUAAUGAAAGACAAUCUUACUCGGCCAUGAGUGAUCACCGAAGGAAGCAACAUUGAUUUCAACAGGGCUUACCCCUGAGUAGACAUGAUUAUAAUUAAGAGACACUAUAAUCAAACUUUAAAUGUAUGCAAAAUGAGCAAAGUGAACUCUUGAGGGUUUUCUUAUAGGAAAAAAAAGUUGCUGUGUUUUUUGUUAUUUCAUGCUGCUACUUUAGUGUUAAUAAUUAUUAUAAUUAUAAUUAAAGGCAUCCUUUACCAUUUAAUUUAUGGUUUUAUUUUUGUUAACUGCUUUGAGGUCUCUGGAGUAAACAUGGGAUAUAAAUGCUUUAAACAAAAAAUUAAUGAAAGGUUGUUCAAAGAUCUCAAGAUUCCUAUUCAAGUUCCAGUAUCUCCAGUGAUGACUGUCUGUAUCAGGGAUUAACAGCUAUCAGCCUCUGUGCAGUCAAGUAUGGGGCAAGGCAAAGGCAGAGAAGAAGAAAGGCAAAUGCAAGCUUGCAAGAGCAGAUUGCUUUGUUGUAUAGACUGCUGGGCAUCCAUGAUAUAGAACUUCAGUGUCAGUGAAUAUUAAUUGCCUAAUCUAACCUGUCAGCUCAAGGAGGUUGGCUAGGGGAGAUCGUAUCCACACUAAUCUUCUUAAUUUAUCUGUAGCCUUACGUUGUAAUGGCCACUGUUACACGGAUUUAUGGGAGUGAAGAGGUCCAUCAAUGCCUAAUAUGAAGCAAUAUGUUUCUGAAAAUUAGUCAGUGGGGUGGGGUGGGGGGAGCAACAAGAAGUAUGGGCUACUGCUCUGCUUGCAGAUUUCUCAAAAGCAUCUGGCUAGUCUGUUCAUUCUGAAGAUUGAUAUUCUGCAUUCCAGUCAAAUGAUUCUGAAGGUACCUUGGAAACAUAUAAAAGACCCCACUCUCACUGAUGCACACAUACAACCCAGCAGUCUUUUGGCUGAGGGAUGGGACCAGAGCAUACUUCCCUUAAGGGGCAUGUGUCCAAAUUUUGACAAAUCUGUGCCCUUUUGGGGUGGUGGCGAGGCAUUUUCCCUUUUUCAAGCAAACAGCGAUCCUUGGCGCAACCUUCCAGUGGCUCUUGCUCUCCUCUCUGAUGGCAGACACCAGAGUAUGCUUCCCUUCUAAACUCCAGAGGUUUAGAUUCUAGCUGAACCUUUACUCUGAUCUGACAGGAAGGAUGCUUUGUACAUUCCUUUAACCUGAGCUUGGAGAUGCUGAAGAUGUUAACUCCCUGCCUGAUAUCUCUCAGGUAGGUACUUGACUCCCAACACUAGCGGUCAGCCUCUCAGCUGCUUCUGUUUGCCCCCAGCAGCUCAACUGCUUCCUUAGAACUUGUGCAGGAAUUUAUUUAUACUGUAUACUAGCUUUCGAUGGCAAAGAUGAGAACAAAUUCCUAGCUUUCAGGGUCAUGCAGAAAACCUUAAAACUACUGGUAUGUCUUCUGAACUAUAUACCUAUUGUAUGGAAGUUAACAAUGAAAAUUGAUUCUACGUACUCCAAUGGUAGCCAAAAGACUGAUAUUGAUAAUUGGAAGAAUAAAGAUAUAAUCCCCUUUAAUAAAUGGAUCACUAAUAUGAUAAUACUCACAACUUAUGAAUGGACUGCUUACAGACGUAGAUUUUGCUUGGGAAAAUAUGACAAUAUUUGGAAUGAGUUUAUACAAAAGGUAAAGGGACCCCUGACCGUUAGGUCCAGUUGCAGAUGACUCUGGGGUUGCGGCACUCAUCUUGCUUUUCUGGCCGAGGGAGCCAGAAUACAGCUUCCGGGUCAUGUGGCCAGCAUGACUAAGCCGCUUCUGGCAAACCAGAGCAGUGCACGGAAAUGCCGUUUACCUUCCUGCCGGAGCGGUACCUAUUUAUCUACUUGCACUUUGACGUGCUUUCGAACUGCUAGGUGGGCAGGAGCUGGGACCAAACAAUGGGAGUUCACCCCGUCGCAGGGAUUUGAACCGCCAACCUUCUGAUCAGCAAGCCCUAGGCUCUGUGGCUUAACCCACAGCGUCUCCCGCGUCCCAUACAAAAGGUAGUAGGCUAUUAAUAUUUACAUAUGUAUUAGGAUAAUAAUAUAUAUGGGUUAGGAUGUAUGGGUUAGGAUAUUUUUUGUAUAUAUUCAUAUAUAGUUUUCUACACAUUUUUGUGCCUUUUUGUUUCUCUUCUCUUUGUCUCUUUUUAUCACUUUAUUUACAGUUGAAAUCCUUUCAAUAAAAUAUUACCAAAAAAAAUGUAAGAUUGCAAAAAUGUAGUAAAUUAAUUGAUCAUAUUGAAACAUUUUAAAAUGCUUGAUUGGUUAAUCUCUUCAUUCCUGCAGAGUGCAGACAGAAAAAACCCUCUUCCAGAAAACAGGGCAGCAAGCCAAAUAUAAAUCAAACUGAUGAUCCUUAGGCAGAGGUGGAUUCUUUCAACAGUCAGUAAAUAGCCCACUGUGUUAAAAAUGCCAAUUCACUUUGGAAACGUAUUUUAGAUUCAAGCUAUGGUGCAGCGACUCAGAAAUUUCUUCCCAGAAAGCCUGCCAUUCCUUAAAUGUUUAUAGGUAGGUAGGUAUGUCACCACGCAAGAAUAAAUAUCUUAAAGGCUUCAUUAAUAAUCCUCUCUGCAGUCAGAGACUGAGAACUGAAAGACAUUUAGAAGCAUGGGCACCUCCAGGGCAGGGCUGAGACAGAUAGAGGCAAAGUAUUUCAGUGUUUCUAUCAGAGAAUUACUUUUUUAAAAAAUCCUCAUUAUUGUGCCCCAGUGCUGUCAAGAAAGCAAAAUGUUAACAACAAACAAAAACAGCAAAAUGUGUGUGUGUGUGUGUGUGUUGCUUGUGUUCAGUAUGCAAAAAACACCAUUAGAGCAUUCACAAUUUGAGCCUCUAGUUUUACCUUCAAUAGCUAGAGCUAGAGCUCUGAGAAGAAUCUGGCUGCCCUGCCCAUCCACUAAAAUAUGGCUAGAAAAAUUAAUAGGGAGUCUAGACUAUGUCCAUCUUAGAACAUGCUCUAGCAGAAUUGGCAUCAACAAUAGAAUCCUAUGAUCCCAGAGGGAAGAAGACAGCUGUAUACAUACAAACACUCACAUUGUUGUCAGUUUUUGUUUUUAUUAUUCAUUGAAUUGUAAUUCCUACACUAAUUUUAAAAACAAACUGCAAGCUGUGUUGCUAAAAGAAGGUGUUUCAGAAUGUCAAUAGCACUUACUCAUUUACUGUACAAUCACCUCUAGUUGGCUCCUGUACAUGCAAACAUUUGGUUGCAUCACACAUAUGGGGAAGAGUUAUUUAUACAGGGAUUUAUUAUUCUAUCUUCUCCAAUGGUCCAAGCUGUAUUUCUGCAGCCCCAUCCACCAGGACAUUGCUCCUAAAGACAUACAGAGAAAGGGUGGGAGGAGAAGUGCUUCUUACUGAAUACCUUUCAUCACAGAAGCAAGCUUUAUAGCCCUGCAUCACUCACUAUGGAAAAGAAACAAAUUGACUAACAGUAAAGUGCUAAUUAAAGUCCACAAGCUUGCUAACUACUCCGUUCUGCUCACAGAGCAAUCAGAAAAUGAUGGGGGGGGGGGUUUAAUACCGCCUUUAAAAUUCCUCCAAAAAUCCACAAGUAAGAAAAAUAAAACCUUUGGUCAAACACAACAAUACACAGCCCAACCAGUCCCACUGAUGAAAAAUGCUAUCCUUAUUUGAUAGAUGUUAAUGAUAAUAUUGCUUAAUGAAUUACUGGAAGGUGGUAAAGUAAAAACAGCAACAGUAGACUCAGAUCUCAAAUUAUCUGAAUAGUAAUGAUGAAUAACAAGCAGAGGAAAGAAGAAAAAUACCUUGGGGGUUUCUUCUAUUUAGUUAAAGCAGAGAAAGGAUUUAAGCUAUUGAGGGGAGAGGAGUUGAAAAGGGAAAAUCUCAUCCUUCAGGAGGUUUAAUUAAUUUUCAGUUAGUUACCUAGCAGUUGUACUUUGGACUAACAGGGACCCAUUGAAGAGAGCACUGUCUUGCUUGUGGUGGUGGUGGCUCUAAGUCAGUUUCCAGGAAAAAUUAAAAGUGCUGAAGCUCUUCUUUAAAACCUUAAAUGACAUACAGGGUAAGUGUCCAAAUAUCAUGCUCAUCUUCAAUAGGGCUGUUGCAGUACGGUUCUUCAAAACAAGCAUCCUUGUUUGAUUACUUAUGAGUAGGUCUACGUUGAACAGGGCCCUGCUCGCAGCAUUCUGUGAAGACAGCAAGUACAACCCAUUGAACUACACCUCAACUGUUCAGCUGCCUUCUCUGUCACUGCUUCCCCGAAUCACCCAAAGCCCCCAAGCUUAAAAGGAGUGAGAAGCCAAGGUAGCAGUGACAGGUGAUUCAGCUCCACUACAGUGACCACUUCUAGCCUCAGAAGCCCUUGUCCUCUGCAGAAAAUGAUGCAAACCAUGUUCCUACCAGGAAUGCUGGAAGCUGUGCCCCCAGCCUGUUUCUUGGUGAAAAGGGUAAUCUGCCAAAGAAUUGGAACACUCACCACUACCUUUGCUGCUGUCCCCUGUCCCCUUCUCCUGGUAAGUUUGGUGGGUCCUGGGGUGCAAAGGAAACGGAAGGCAGCUGUGGGCACUUGAAGCACACAGAAAACAUCUAUCAUUUGCACAGUUGCAUGUGCAAAGGGUUGAAUAUAGGCAUGUUUGUGCCACCCUGAUCUACAGACACCAACCCAUCAAGUCCCUCCCUAAACAGCUCAAUAGUGGCAGCCCAUAUACAGACACUUGAAGUGUCCCUAUUUUCCAAGGACAGUCCCGGAUUUACAGAAGCCAUCCUGGUUUCUGAUUUGAUCCUGGUAUGUCCCACUUUUCCUUAGGAUGUCCCUAUUUUCACUGGAUAAAUAUUAGAGGGUAUGGAGUUAUGAGUCAAGGAGAUAAGUAACUAUACAACCUUUAGAAGACAUCUGAAGGCAGCCCUGUAUAGGGAAGUUUUUUUAGUGCUUAAUAUUUUAUAAUGCUUUUAUAUAUGUUGGAAGCUGCUCAGAGUGACUGGGGCAACCCAGUCAUAUUUUUGGGGUAUAAAUAAUAAAACCAUCAUCAUCAUCAGGGAAUAGGACAUCCCUAUUUUCAUCAGGAAAAUGUUGGAGGGUAUAUAUGUACCAUAUAUAAAAUUCCCUCCAAAUGGAAGCCUACCUGGUGUUGUUUUUUCAACACCCAAGUGAAGACUUGUUUACUUUCCAGCUUUUUACAGUUCUUUAGUUUUUAAUAUUGUAGACAACUCUAGAUGUAUGGCAUGUUUUGGUUCUUCAGCUGUUGCUAUUAUUGUAUUGUAAUAUCUCUAUUUUAUGAGUAUGACUGCUGUCCUGAGAUGUUUGGUUUCUUUAAAAAAAAAAAACCUAAAGGGCUGCUUGUAAAUAUUUUAAAUUAAUUAAUUAAUAAAACAUUUGGACAUGUACAAAAAUGCUGUUAACACCGGAGUUUAAAAACCAGAUACAUGGGGGAAGGGUUGAUAUCAGAGGCUUCUUUGUUGCGGAAAGACUGCUCUUUAC